GGAAGGCUCACCGCUGGUGCUGGCACUGCCUGGGAGUUCUGGGAGUUAUUUCCGAUGUUUAUAAGGGGAACGUCCCUACUGGCUGGUUUCCACCUGGACUGUAUUAGUGGGUGCACCAGUGGAAGCUGUCUGGGUCUGUCUGGGUCUGUGCUCAUGGUGACCUCCUGGAGAUGGCGAGUUACAGCAGAACAGCCCAGGUACAUAAACACCCCGAGCAGGAAAUCACUGGGAGUGUGAUACAUGGAAUAUCUCACACAGAAUGUAGAGCCCUGUCACAUAUCACAUGGAAUAUCUCACACAGAAUGUAGAGCUCUGUCACAUAUUACAUGGAAUAUCUCACACAGAAUGUAGAGCCCUGUCACAUAUCACAUGGAAUAUCUCACACAGAAUGUAGAGCUCUGUCACAUAUUACAUGGAAUAUCUCACACAGAAUGUAGAGCCCUGUCACAUAUCACAUGGAAUAUCUCACACAGAAUGUAGAGCUCUGUCACAUAUUACAUGGAAUAUCUCACACAGAAUGUAGAGCCCUGUCACAUAUCACAUGGAAUAUCUCACACAGAAUGUAGAGCUCUGUCACAUAUUACAUGGAAUAUCUCACACAGAAUGUAGAGCCCUGUUACAUAUCACAUGGAAUAUCUCACACAGAAUAUAGAGCUCUGUCACAUAUUACAUGGAAUAUCUCACACAGAAUGUAGAGCUCUGUCACAUAUUACAUGGAAUAUCUCACACAGAAUAUAGAACCCUGUCACAUAUCACAUGGAAUAUCUCACACAGAAUAUAGAGCCCUGUCACAUAUCACAUGGAAUAUCUCACACAGAAUGUAGAGCCCUGUCACAUAUCACAUGGAAUAUCUCACACAGAAUAUAGAGCUCUGUCACAUAUCACAUGGAAUAUCUCACACAGAAUAUAGAGCUCUGUCACAUAUCACAUGGAAUAUCUCACACAGAAUAUAGAGCCCUGUCACAUAUCACAUGGAAUAUCUCACACAGAAUAUAGAGCCCUGUCACAUAUCACAUGGAAUAUCUCACACAGAAUAUAGAGCUCUGUCACAUAUCACAUGGAAUAUCUCACACAGAAUAUAGAGCCCUGUCACAUAUCACAUGGAAUAUCUCACACAGAAUAUAGAGCCCUGUCACAUAUCACAUGGAAUAUCUCACACAGAAUAUAGAGCUCUGCCUGUCACAUAUCACAUGGAUUAUCUCACACAGAAUAUAGAACCCUGUCACAUAUCACAUGGAAUAUCUCACACAGAAUAUAGAACCCUGUCACAUAUCACAUGGAAUAUCUCACACAGAAUAUAGAGCCCUGUCACAUAUCACACGGAAUAUAGAGCCCUGUCACAUAUCACAUGGAAUAUAGAGCCCUGUCACUAUCACACGGAAUAUAGAGCCCUGUCACUAUCACACGGAAUAUAGAGCCCUGUCACAUAUCACACGGAAUAUAGAGCCCUGUCACAUAUCACAUGGGGUGCAGAGCCCUGGCAGAUAUCACAUGGGGUGCAGAGCCCUGGCAGAUAUCACAUGGGGUGCAGAGCCCUGUCUGUCACAUAUCACAUGGGGUGCAGAGCCCUGUCUGUCACAUAUCACAUGGGGUGCAGAGCCCUGUCUGUCACAUAUCACAUGGAGUGCAGAGCCCUGUCUGUCACAUAUCACAUGGAGUGCAGAGCCCUGUCUGUCACAUAUCACAUGGAGUGCAGAGCUCUGUCUGUCACAUAUCACAUGGAGUGCACAGCCCUGUCUGUCACAUAUCACAUGGAGUGCACAGCCCUGUCUGUCACAUAUCACAUGGAGAGCAGAGCCCUGUCUGUCACAUAUCACAUGGAGAGCAGAGCCCUGUCUGUCACAUAUCACAUGGAGUGCAGAGCCCUGUCUGUCACAUAUCACAUGGAGUGCAGAGCCCUGUUUGUCACAUAUCACAUGGAGUGCAGAGCCCUGUUUGUCACAUAUCACAUGGAGUGCAGAGCCCUGUUUGUCACAUAUCAAAUGGAGUGCAGAGCCCUGUUUGUCACCUAUCACUUGGGGUGCAGAGCUCUGUCUGUCACCUAUCACAUGGGGUUGCAGAGCCCUGCCUGUCACAUAUCACAUGGGGUUGCAGAGCCCUGCCUGUCACAUAUCACAUGGAGUGCAGAGCCCAGUCUGUCACAUAUCACAUGGAGUGCAGAGCCCAGUCUGUCACAUAUCACAUGGAGUGCAGAGCUCUGCCUCAUAUCACAUGGAGUGCAGAGCUCUGUCUGUCACAUAUCACAUUGGGUGCUUUUUUAAAAUAAUUUUCUGGUUAAAUUUUUUUUUUUUUGUGGAAGAUUAUUGCAUCAAGUAUUCCAAGUGUACCACUGUUUCUGUAUUUAUUGCUGUGUGUGUGUCACUCUGGUGUAUGCUGCUGGUAAAACAAACUUGCAUAUAUUGAUUGUAAAUAGCACGUUCCAUGAGGAACAUUAUUCAUUGUGUACAGAAACAUAUAUACUGGUGUAACGGAUCACCUGGCACCCUGACUGGGUAACUCCGCUAAAGGAUCACUUCCAAGCUGGAACAGGGGACAAACCCGCAGCACUACUUGCCCUCAGUCGCUGUAGCUUGACUGGGGCCCUGGAACCGCCACUUCCUUCCUGGACCCGAAGGGAAAAUUAGCUCUGACACCUCCAGGCACUGGACGACACUGAGUCCUGGGAACUCUGGAACCGAAUGGGGAAUUAGCUUUAGUCCUUACAAGGACUUUCCCCGUUGAAUCUCUGCAAGCUGGAUCAGCACACACUUUUCCUCCAAUAACUGGACGACACACAGUUUUGGAGUGUAAGCAGGAAUCUCAAGUUUAAUGGAACACACUGGCCUUUUAUACAAUUUUCCAGGCCAGAGGAACACCCCCUGGGCCUGAUGGGGCACAGGAACACAAAGGACAUAAACCAAUCAGAACAAACAUACAGUCUGUGACAUGUACAGCACACAAUCCCUCCCCUCUGCUUAGGAGAUAAUUGAGUAAAGUCCUGUUAGUAACUAAAUUAUCUCCAGGCAGAAAAACCACAUUUUCACAAAGUUCAUAAAGUAACCCAAAAUCCAACAUAUCCCCAUAAAAGUCACAUCCCCUGAUAGCCCCGAUCUGGGUGAACAACAUCCAAAAAUCACCAAGAUCGGUUCAAGGGUUCUGGAAUUUCCUGGAAGUCAUAGUUUGGACUGACCGCAAGCAUGGGCCCAUGCCCAAAACAGUUACAGGGAACUACCAUUACAUCACCUAACCCCACUCCCUCCACCACUCUACACUCAUUCACACCUGCUACAGCAGAAGAGGUUUCGGCUCUGCUCCGGUCCACCCGCCCCACCACCUGUUUUCUCGAUCCUAUUCCUUCAUAUCUCAUGCACACUAUGUAUCACUCUCUUGCUCUUCCCCUCACUAGAAUUUUCAGUCUCUCCCUUUCCUCUGGCACAUUUCCCUCACCCUUCAAACACGCAACUGUAACCCCAAUUCUAAAAAAGCCCAGUCUUGACCCCAACUCCCCAUCCAACUACCGCCCUAUCUCGCUACUGCCAUUUGCCUCCAAGAUCCUCGAGAGAGUUGUGUACACCAGACUGACUGACUGACUUUCUCGAAACCAACUUUCUGCUUGACCCCCUUCAGUCUGGAUUCCGCGCUGGUCAUUCUGUCGAAACGGCUGUGACCAAAGUAUCCAACGAUUUAAUUGCUGCUAAAUCUCGCGGCCAUUACUCUAUCCUAAUUCUCCUUGAUCUUUCUGCUGCCUUUGACACUGUUGAUCAUCAACAUGUUCUUCGCAUUCUCCGUAAUUUUGGUCUACGGGAUACUGCUCUCUCCUGGUGCUCCUCCUACCUCUCCCAGCGCUCUUUCAGUGUUUCUCUGACUCUGCCUCUUCCCCCAACCACUCUGUCCACGUCCCCCAAGGUUCUGUCCUUGGUCUCCUCCUGUUCUCUAUUUACACUGCCUCCCUUGGUAAACUCAUCAGCUCCUUUGGCUUCCGUUAUCAUUUCUAUGCGAAUGACACGCAAAUCUACCUGUCCUCUCCUGAUCUCUCUCCGCCCGUCUUCACUGACUCUCUUCGAUUUCCAAAUGGAUGGCUGCUCACUUCCUUAAACUCAACCUGUCCAAAACAGAACUUCUGGUCUUUCCUCCCUCAAGUGUUACUACCCCUGUGUCUGUCUCCCUCCAAGUCAACAGCGCUACCAUCACCUCUACCUCGCAGGCUCGCUGCCUGGGUGUUAUUUUUGACUCCAACCUCUCCUUCACCCCUCCUGUCCAAUCAAUCGUCAAAUCCUGUCGCUUCCAUCUCAAAAACAUAGCGCGCAUCCUCCCCUUUUUUAACCCCGCAUGUGGCUAAGGUGCUGGCCCAUGCUCUUGUUCUCUCUUUCCUGGGCUACUGCAAUACUCUUCUCAGUGGUCCUACGUGUUCCCAGAUUGCACCGCUGCAAUCUAUAAUGAAUACGGCGGCGAGGCUCAUUUUCCUGUCCGCCCGUACUUCUCACGCCUCCCCGCUCUGUCAGUCCCUGCAUUGGCUUCCGGUUAGAUAUAGGGCUCAAUUUAAAAUUCUGGUGCUUGCUUACAAGUCCCUAGAUAAUGCUGCUCCAACCUACCUAUCCUCCCUAAUACACAAGUAUGUCCCAUCGAGGCCCCUACGCUUUACCAAAGACCUAUGUAUAUCCUCUGUCUGUACUCCCACCUCUAACGCUCGCCUCCAAGACUUUUCCAGGGCUGCAGCUCUUCUGCGGAACUCCCUUCUCUUCUCUGUAAGAAUUUCACCCAGUCUCCACUCAUUCAAAAAAUCAUUGAAAACUCACUUCUUCAAGAAAGCAUAUCAAUUAAACUGUUAGCAGGUUUUCAUCCCCCACCCUCCAUGACUCCUCCCCUGCAACUGUCAAAAAUUACCAACUAAGCCCUCAAUUAAUACUUUUCUAACAACCUACUUUGUACCCCUACUUUUACCCUUUGUGCCACUAUACCCCACUCCCUCUAGAAUGCAAGCUCAUUGAGCAGGGUCCUCCACUUCUCUGUUCCUGUACGUCCAGUUGUCUGUUAGUCCACCCAUUGUACAGCGCUACGGAGUCUGAUGGCGCUAUAUAAAUAAUAAAAUAAUUAAUAAUAACAGGUUUAAGUUUGGUAGUCUUUUACAGGUUUCCCUGCAGGGCCCAUAGUCCUCUAGGAGCUCGUGGCAAACUCACUUGAAAAAGAAGUUUGUCACAACCGGUUUAUUGAUAUUUAUGUGUUUAUUUCACAAUUUGAUGAUUUAUGUGAUCACUUGCUGAUUGUAUACUGAAACACAUGCACAAAUAACGUUGACAGAUGUAAGUGCUUUCCACACUUUUGGUUAUUUUUAUUCUGAGUACUCUAACUUAGCAUUAAAACCAGUUUAAUGCUGAAUGGACGGAUGGUGCCAGGAGACUCCAGACACCAUAACCACUUUAAUGAGAUGAAGACAGUUCCAGUUCCUACCGUAUCCCUUUAACUUACCACUAAUCCAGUGGUGAGAGGGUUCAUCGGCACAGCAUCAUUCUGCCUCCAGGAAAUCAUCACAACUAUUGCUUCUCCUAGAAAAACAUUGGAACGCAUGUCACUGUGCAGCAAUUUGCCGUCAUUAAUAGAAAAACCUUGAAACCAAUAGAUCGAAAGCCUGGAGAGUGAAACAGCAAAAGCCAAAAACAAAGCCAGUUUCGAUGAGAAAGUGUGAACAAUGUGCUAAACUGUAAAGCAAGCAAGCUCAAGUACUUUAGUGGUUUGGGGUAUAUCUUAAAUUCUUUUAACUUAAACAUAUUUUAAUAUUUUGAGUUAUUUUUGACCACUCUAUGGAGUUAAGAAUAACUCCCCAAUACUUAGCUUUCAAACUGAUGCUCUUUAUUGCCUUUUUAAUGAUGGCUUGUACGGAAAUUGAAAAUUGUCUGAAAGCAGAUUCAUUCCAAUUUUAGUACCCAAUUUGUUGUCAAAUAGUGACCGAUUCUGGAAAAAAAUUUGUAUUUGGUUGUGCAUUUUUAUAAUUCGAUUUGUAUUUCAGCUGAUUGGUUGCAUCUUCAUUUCUACGUAUUGCAAAAUCCUGACAUUGAAAAAUCUUGAUAACAGUGUCCGGAGUUUGCAUUCCACGUGUCCCCAGGUGGACGCAGAUUAUUUUUGCUAAUCCAGACCGGGGCAUUUGUCGUUCUAACUUUUUUUUGCUCAAAUGUUUUCUUUCUUUUAUUAUCAAUACAGGCAGAACCUGAAAAACAGUAGAUUUAAUAACAAUAAUUAUGAAAUUGUGUUUUUGCAUACUCCCUGGGUAUCAGGUGUUGUGUGUGUGUUUAAAUUAUAAUGCAUAAUAAGAUGAUUUAUUCAUAAUAUUUUACAAACUUUUCAACAUUUUGUAUUUUAUGAGAAUAAUGACCUAAGUCUUUUUUCUUUUUGGUAAAGCAAUGGGCAACCUUUGCCAGGUCAUGGUACCUUAUUGAUGGAAAAAUGCAACCUCCUGGAAAAAUCGCAUCUCUCUGCGCUGUCCAUCUUAAAGGGAAACACAAGCCAAUGUACCACGCACUGAGUGAGUAUUCACAUACAUCUCUCCACCAUAUUUCUGGUGUUGUAGUGGUCAGUUCCAUUCCGAGUGACACAGGAAGGGCUUUAGGUACAUAAGUGGGAUUAAUACUCUAGAGAUUUCUAGGGCUGCUGUAAGCACCCAUAAACAGUGCUCUGUAAUGGUUUUUGGUGCAGUUUAAAUACACCUAGACUUACAGCAUUUUAUCUUGAUUAGUUUGCACUUUGAUUAUUUUGUUAUAUACAGAUACCUUUUUGUUUAAAUGGAUACUCCAACCAAAAAGCAAUUUUUUAUGAACUGUUUUUCAUUGUUGCAACCCUUGUUGGCAUGAUCCCCCAACCAUUUUUUAAAAUUUAAAUAAAAGAAAACUCACACGUACUUUAAAGGACCACUAUAGUGCCAGGAAAACAUACUCGUUUUCCUGGCACUAUAGUGCCCUGAGGGUGCCCCCACCCUCAGGGUCCCCCUCCCGCCCGGCUCUGGAAGGGGGAAAGGAGUAAAAACUUACCUUUUUCCAGCGCUGGGCGGAGAGCUCUCCUCCUCCGAUCCUCCUUCUCUCCUCCCCGUCGGCUGAAUGCGCACGCGCGGCAAGAGCUGCGCGCGCAUUCAGCCGGUCACAUAGGAAAGCAUUAUAAUGCUUUCCUAUGGACGCUGGCGUGCUCUCACUGUGAAAAUCACAGUGAGAAGCACGCAAGCGCCUCUAGUGGCUGUCAAUGAGACAGCCACUAGAGGAUUAUGGGGAAGGCUUAACCCAUUAAUAAACAUAGCAGUUUCUCUGAAACUGCUAUGUUUAUAAAAAAAAUGGGUUAACCCUAGAAGGACCUGGCAUUCAGACCAGACCACUUCAUUAAGCUGAAGUGGUCUGGGUGCCUAGAGUGGUCCUUUAAUGCUGAAGCAAAGUUCUCUAUGAAACUUGAUCUUCCCUUCAUGGCAUCUUACUUAUUUGUGGGGGAGCUUCCAUUUUUGGAGAGUUUUAACAUUCGCCGUCCCCAAACUCUUAUUCCAGACUGACUGAUACCGGAGGUGGACUUACUCAUCUGACAGCAGAACUAAAUAUUAAUCUGUGCUUCAUUUUAUAAUAACAAAAUCCAAUCACCCUGACCACUUCAAAGUAUUGAAAAGGUCAUGGUGCUUGGGGUAACCCUUUAAUUAUACUCCUCUUCAUAGAACUUGUUGAAUUUGUAUUCUCCACGUCUUUUACAGCGCUGAUGAAUGUGUUGAUGCAUUAUAAAUAAUAAUACAAUAUUGCAGGAUCUCGCUGUUAUCACAUUUGUCCUCUUGGUGGCAGUAUCACAGCACAAGAUAAUUUUACCAGUAAAUUGGGAGAAAAAGAAGUGUUCAAUUUCUGCAUAUACCAGUGAAAGAAAGUAUUCAAAGAUUGUACCGUGAGCAGUACCAUGCUGCCAACAAGAGUGCCAAGUCAAAAGGGCAGGAGCCUGUUAUGAAUGCAUAUCUUAAACAUUAAAUACUCCAUUAUUAAACUUAAUUUGCUUUAUUAUUCUAUAUUAACUAUUUGCUGCUUCUUUUGGUUUGUUGCAUUUUGUUUGGAGGGGUGGUGGAAGUAUUAUCGUCCCGUUGUAAGAAUAGAUUUACUUUACUAUUUGUGAAUAGAGGAUGGACAACACAACAGGCAGUGGGGCCUCUAUUUUGACUUUUAACAGUGAAAUAGUGACAGAUUACACCUGGCACCAAAGCCACGUCAGCGGGCUGUUGUGGUUAUGGUAUGGUAUGGAGUCAGUUCGAAAAAUAAAUAAAAAUAAGAACAGACGUUUAGCAUCAUCUUAUGAAUUGAUCGUAGUGAAUGAGGAUGACUGAUGAGUACUUAGAAAGAAAAAUUGUGGAGGAAAAAUUUGCAGAGAUUUCCUCAUGGCUGCCAAUGCACAGGUGAUCACUCCAGUGUUUCUGUAGAGAAAUAAUGGUGAUUUAGUGCAUUGUGUUUAUUCACCACUGUUUGUGAUGCUGAUGGUCAGUUGUGUAGUGCUGUUUGUGCUGCUGAUGGGCAGUUUAGGUUUGAAGCAAGCAAUGUGCAAUCAAGUAUGCAACACUAUCCAUUAAAACACUUUACACACUGUAGCGCCGAGCUAACUGGUCACAUUAAUAGAGAGCUCCAUGUGAGAAUCUAUUAAAACUUUCACAAAUCAACUUUUGUUAACUCACCACAAAGAAUUUGAAUGCCGGAGAGGGUUGGUGAACACCCGAGCUACACCCGGCAGAGUUCUUGCAUGCAGCCAAGCAACCGGAAUGCAAAAAUGACCUGCAUGAGCAUGAGAGAGGCAGCCAAUCUCCCUGCUAUCUGUCAGAAACGCUGAGGUGGCUGGGAACCCCAUAUCCCCCCCCCCAGUUGGUGGGGAUUAUCCCGGCAUAAAUCAGACAGGCUAUGCCCCCAAGCUAUAAGAGGUACCAAUUAACUCACCCGCGCCUGAGGCAUGCAGUCGGCGUUGAAUCUGAGGCUAAAAUGGCAGCUGCCGUGCCAGACAUCACAGCACGAGGCUCACAGGGGACGCUCGAAGAGCGGCUAGAUGCUUUAUUCCGAACUUUCUGGUGGAAGCUGCGAGGUAGAGGGGAGCAGGCCAAGACCAUGACUCUAGACGCUCCUUCCCUCCUGGCAGGAGCGGUGGAGAACAUGAGAUGGAGGACCCACUCAGGUUCCACAUUGUCCAGAGCUCGCCACCGCUUUCCUGGGCUGAGGGCCCAGAAGGGGAAGACCCUGGUCCUAAACCCACACACUGGAAAAGGCGAAACCUCAAUCCCAAGCAGCAACCACACUCUCCCGAGACCAAGGUCGCGGUGGCAAGACAGACCGGAGCAGUGGGACCUGCACAUGGCCCUUGAACCGGUUCGUGGCCAGCAGCCCUGGAUACACGGAACAUUCACUGCUGAUGUGACUCUGGUAGCCAGCACGGGCGUUGGGUGAAUAGCAGCCAUGUCAAGGGUGGGGGGAUAUGCAUAGGCACUCUCUCCUUCUAGCUGCUUGUUUACACGUGUCCCUCACUGCCUGAGAGCGACCGCAGCGGUCCCAUUCAUCCGUAGAAUAUGAGCAAUCUGCUGAAGCCUGUUCCCUGUUGUUAAUUUAGUUAAGCAUGCUUUAUUAUACUAUCAACUACUUUAUUUUACAUGUCAGGGCAUCUUCUAAUCUGUCGGGGUUCGCGUGCUGCGCAGGCCUCAACCAAUAACAUAAUUACCCUGCUUAGUACAGCGCUUCUAUACUACUGCCUGUUAAGUGACACCUGUAUCAUUUACAUGUAUUAUGCCAGCUUCUACCUCUACUCAAGCGACUUUUAACUAGACAAACAUGGUUAGCCUGCUUAUUAUUAUUAUUAUUAUCAUACUUUUUAUUUUACUGAAGCAAUGUCAGUUAGACUAGCCACACUGCUAAUUCUUGACGCCAUACUGAUGUACUAACCAUUCUAUUUAUUGAUCAGCGUGAAUUCACUUUAAUGGAACGCUAACUAUAAAGUUAUUCCACUUCUAAUCAGCAGGGGGUGCAAGUGUAACAGUUUAAAAAAAAUAAAAACUUUUCCUAUGUGACACUAUUCACAUUGACUUCUGAAUGAAGUCCUACAUUUACAGGUAUUACAUUUGCAUAUGCACUAGGAGCACUUUCAUUGAGUUUAAUUAUUUAAGUGUGCCUUAGAUCUGUCACACAUACUCGCAGUAAUGAUUACUGCGUGCACAUACAUAACAUCACGUGUCGUAAACGUAUUGUCACUUGCUUGUAUGCACAGUGCUGUUCCCAUAGUGUUGUAUAGUGUUGCUAGGGAGGGGAUUCAUGUCCCUUUAAUUCAGUAACAAGACAUUUCGGUCUAUUUCCUCUUAGAACAUUUUUUUAAUAUUUAUUUAUUACAAAUAGACUUUAAUGAUGAUUUUGAUUGGUUCUAUGUUAACCUGUGUCUUUUGACAAUGCACAGUUGACAUAUUCCCUAAACCCAUACACUGGAAAGAAUUCAGUGAUUCUUUACCAAUGUGGUGGGCAUAAUGGCAAAUCAUAUUGAUCAGGUCUCGGUUUACUGCCCUCCCCGAUGAAGUGGAGAACCAUCUGACACUGGGGAGGGUCCAAUAAAUGUAUUUAUCAUAAUAAAUUAGAUUCAUAUGAGUUAAGUAGUUGUUAUACGUAAACUGUGUCUUUGAUGACAUUCUUUAUAUGGUUAAAAUCCAUUCCAUUACAAGGCAAUCAUUCACUAUAAUCCUUUCAUUCCAAAUUAUUCAUAAUUGCUAUUUAUUAUAGGUAUUAUCCCCAAGCCCUCUGCUCUCGAUAAUCUUGUAAACCACUGACUAAACCGUAAUAAUGUAUAUCAGAUUCUACUAAUAGGUAACAUUUCAAUUCCUGUGCUUAUUGUACAAAGUUCCAAAUACUUUCUAGCUUUUGGAAUGCAUGUAAAUUUUACAUUUUUAAAGGCAAAGACAGUUAUCUGAAAAACAUGUAAGAACAUACAAGAGAAGUUAUUAAUGUUACCAGGAGCAAAGGAUUCCACCUGGCCCUCUACAUUCAAGUAGAUUCCUGGCCCUUCUUUCUGACAGUUUUAUCAUAACUUCUGGACAGACGCCACAUGCCCUACGGCUGCAUGCAAAAUUAUUUUAAAGAUACAGUAGUUUUUGUUUCUCUCCCAUGAGACCAGAUACUCCUUGAAUAACUCUCAUUGUCCUUUUAAUUUCAAUAUGUCAUCUCCUAGUAGAUGUAAACACACUUAAUUCAUGAAGGAUUAUAUAUAAAGAGACUCUUUUCUUGCAUAACCAAAGCUAAAAUGCAUUUAUUAAUUUUUUUCAUAUUUUGAAAUUGUUUUUAUAUGGGAAUAUCGGCUACCUGUAGGAACAGAGGGCUUUUGUCAUUAUAAAGCAUGUUUUCCAAACAAUUACUAUUCCUACCCCAGAGAAAUGCGCUUUGUAAUCUGCUCAACUAGGAAAGUCAUAGGUUCUGAUUGGCUGUUACUUACUGUGAACAUGUCUUUUGACAUAAAAAUAUAUGGCUAGUCGUUAUUCGUCUUCAAAUAACCAGACACUGAUUCUCAAACACACACUCAUAAGUAGACAGUGCUGAGGCUUCAAGAGCCUGAGGCUGAACAUGUCCAUGUUUUUCGGAAUUUAAUUUGUUAUUCUGGCAUCUUGUGCUUCGAAAAACCUGAAUCUGACCUUGGUUUGCAAUUAGACUUUGCAGCUAAGCUCAUGGAGGAAAGAUAGACCUUUCUAUGUCUCAUACAGAUUUGUAUUUACUGUGCCAUGUCUUUCAGUCCUUUUUUUUACAUGAUGCUUAGCCAGGCCACAAGCUAUAAAACCUUAUCACCCUUCUCUCCUCUGACUCCUAACCUUUUCAAAGUGAAAAUGGGUAAAUGGUGACGUAACGGCCAUAGCAGGAUCAUUGUGUGCAUCUCCUACUGUAUGUACCUGCCUCCUCACACCCAGUUACAGAUUGUAUAAUACAGAGCACAUCAUAUAAUACACAGAUAGGAUAAGCGCUAGAGUGUCAACUGAGUAUAGAUAUGUUUUGUAUUUUGCAUAUAUAUGAUGGCAGGCUGCAAACACUAGUAAGGGUUUCCCUCAACCGUUUGCUGAAAGAUAUAGAAAAAACAAUAUACACAAAAUAUUGUGCCCAUAUAAAGUCCAAUUAGUCUACAAAUGCUGGAGUCUGUUCUCAACUGGUAACUGUCCUGACUUCAAAUGGUGGGAGUAUAUGAAAUAAAAGCAGAAAAUAACAAGUCAUGGUGCAGGACAUACAACAAUAAUGUAUCUGGUAUAUCACUCUUAUUUGAGAGAGCUAUAAGACCAGCUCUGAGUUUAACAGCAUACAGCUGUACAAUCCCGGUUGAUGUAUAUGUAGAUCUUGGGGCUAGUCCCUCAAUGUAUGGCUUUAUAUAUAAAAGAUAAAACCGUCAAACAAUAGUGUUCACUGUGAUCAAUGUAAUAAUGGGUGGAAAAGUAAAAAUAUUCGACUCACAUGUAGUGGAGCAGUAGAUCCUGCUUAGAUGGUAGCACUUAGGUGGUAUAUAUGUAGAUUUAGUGGCUGUUUCUGAGACAUGGUAUUAUGAGAAAAAUGACUGGGAUAUAGCAAUACCAGGGAACUAUUUAUAUAAAAAAGACAGAGAAGGCAAGAAGGGGGGAGGGGUGGUCCUGUAUGUGAAGGAUAGCAUAAAAUAUAGCCUAAUAAAAGUUAGUGAGGCGAACAUAGUGAGUCUGUGUGGGUUAUGUUAGAAUUUGGUAAUCACACAGUAACUCGUGUAGGUGUGAUUUACAGGCCCCCUGGACAAAUAGAAGAGUUAGAUAAUCUACUAGUUAAGGAAAUAGCUAAAAUGACAAUGAAGGGGGAAGUUAUCAUCAUGGGUGACUUUAAUCUUCCUGGUGUGAACUGGAAAUCCACAAUAGCUGCUUCUCCCAGGAGCACACAUAUUCUAAACUCCCUACUGAGAUUGUCUCUAAAACUACUCGUUGAGGAACCAACUCAUAAGGAGGCCAUCCUAGAUUUAGUGUUUACAAAUGGAGAUUUGGUAUCAGAUAUUACUGUAGGUGAAAGUUUAGGAUCCAGUGAUCAUCAGUCAGUGUGGUUUAACAUAAGAACAGUGACUGAGUCACACCACAUAAAAAAAUAUGUGAAUAAUGACUCCUUACACAGAAUAUGUGUAAAGGAGUCAUUAUCAGACUGGAUCAAUUUAAAUGGAGUCCAAGAGAAAUUGGAUUAUUUAAAUGUUGCACUGCUGAAUGCAACAGAAAUUGCAUUAGGCUUGUCAGUAAAAGCAAAAAAUUCAAGAAACCACUGCAGUAUUCCGCAGAUUAGGCCAAAAUAGUAAAAAACUAAAAGUUAGCAUUUAGUAAUUAAAAAAAAAAAAAAUACCCAAAGUAAGUAAGACAGACAGAUCUAUAGGAUUGGGCAGAAAAAUGCUAAGCAAGUUAUAAGAGCCUCCAAAUCACACACAGAAGAGAAAAUAGCACAGUCUCUAAAAAAGGGGGAUUAAAACAUUCUUUAGAUACAUAAAUGAGAAAAGGAAAGUAAAACAAGGAUUGGUUAGAUUAAAAACAAAAGAAGAAAUUUAUCUAGAAGAGGAUAAAGGUCUAGCUGAUUGCCUCAAUGAAUAUUUCUGUUCAAUAUUUACAGAUGAAAAUGAAGGAAAGGGGCCUCAGUUAGGAAAAAGGACAAAUUAGUAAUUUGUUACAUGUGAGUUUACAGAGGAAGAGGUUCUAUUUCAACUGUCAAAAGUAAAGGCAAAUAAGUCGAUGGGGCCUGAUGGAAUACACCCAAAGCUAUUAAAAGAGCUUAGUGGUGUACUAGCAAAAGCAUUAACUGGUUUAUUUAACCAAUCAUUGUUAACAGAAGUAGUCCCAGAAGAUUGAAAAUUAGCAAAUGUUGUGGCUAUUCACAAUAAAGGUAGUAGGGAGGAAUCUGGCAACUAUAGGCCAGUAAGCCUUACUUCAGUAGUGGGAAAAGUGAUGGAAACCAUGGUAAAAGAUAGGAUUGUUGAAAAUAACAUGGAUUUCAAGAUAGGAUUGUUGAAAAUCACAUGGAUUUCAAGAUCAGAGACAACAUGGGUUUACUUCAGGGAGAUUAUGCCAAACUAAUCUAAUAGAUUUUUUUUGAUUGGGUAACUAAAAUAAUAGAUCAGGGUGGUGCAGUAGACAUUGCUUACCUAGAUUUCAGUAAGGCUUUUGACAAUGUUGCAUAUAGAAGGCUGAUCAAUAAACUGUUGAAUGGAUUAGGCAGUGGCUAAAUGACAGGCAACAGAGGGUUGUAGUCAACGGCGUAUAUUCAAAGCAAGGUCUAGUUACCAGUGGGGUACCUCAGGGAUUUGUACUUGGACCCAUUCUCUUUAAUAUUUUCAUUAGUGAUAUUGCUGAAGGUCUUGAUGGUAAGGUAUGUCUUUUUUGCUGAUGAUACUAAAAUUUGCAACAGGGUUGAUGUUCCAGGAGGGAUACGCCAAAUGGCAAAUGAUUUAGAAAAAUUAGAAAAAUGGUCAGAGCUGUGACAUUUAAUGUCUUAUAAGUGCAUGAUAAUGCACAUUGGACAUAAAAACCCAAGGGCAGAGUUUAGGAUAUUUGAUACCCUACUAACCUCAACAUGUGAGGAAAGGGAUUUAGGAAUAAUUAUUUCAGAUGACUUAAAGGUAGGAAGACAAUGCAAUAGAGCAGAUGGAAAUGUUAGCAGAAACCUUGGUUGUAUAGGGAGAGGUAUUAGCAUUAGAAAGAGGGAAGUGCUCAUGCCAUUGUACAGAACACUGGUGAGACCUCACUUGGAGUAUUGUACACAGUACUGGAGACCGUAUCUUCAGAAGGAUAUUGAUACCUUAGAGAGGGUUCAGAGAAGGGCUACUAAACUGGUUCAUGGAUUGCGGGAUAAAACUUACCAGGAAAGGUUAAAGGAUCUUAACAUGUAUAGCUUGGAGGAAAGACGAGACAGGGGGGAUAUGAUAGAAACAUUUAAAUAUAUAAAGGGAAUCAACACAGUAAAGGAGGAGACUAUAUUUAAAAGAAGAAAAACUACCACAACAAGAGGACAUAGUCUUAAAUUAGAGGGGCAAAGGUUUAAAAAUAAUAUCAGGAAGUAUUACUUUACUGAGAGGGUAGUGGAUGCAUGGAAUAGCCUUCCAGCUGAAGUGGUAGAGGUUAACACAGUGAGGGAGUUUAAGCAUGUGUGCAAUAGGCAUAAGGCUAUUCUAGACUUAAGAUAAGGCCAGGGACUAAUAAAAAGUAUUUUGAAAUAUUGGGCAGACUAGAUGGGCCAAAUGGUUCUUAUCUGCUGUCGCAUUCUAUGUUUCUAUAAUUCCCACUAGGGAUAUAAUGUUUGGUAGAUUCUUCAAGGAGUUGUAUACAAAGUUUUCUUAUUAGGUAAGUAUUUUGGUGCCAGGAACAGAAGAAAAUUAAAAUAAUAAAAGCAACUAAAAGCAUACAACAUUUAAGAAAUGGACAAACACAAUUAGUACAGAAUGCCAAAUAUACUGUUGCUUUAAAAACAAAGUUGAAAAUAACACAACGCAUUUCGCCAACUGAAGUUUAUUUAUUUUACUGCCAUCUUUACUGUCCGCAACUCACAAAGCCAAAGUCUGCUCAUAUAUAGCUGUGAAUGAUACCUGUUUAUUGCCAUGUGCAGUGCUUGACUGAAAUCCCAAACUUUGCCUCAUGUAAUAUUGUAGGGUAAGCUUUUCAAAUAAUUUUAUAUUUUUAGAUACAUUUUUUUCAAAUGAUUUAUCUACAAACAUUCCUAUUAAAGGGGUACUGUAGUCACCAGAACAACUACAGCUUAUUGAUUUUGUUCUGGUGUGUAGAAUCAUUACCUUCAGGCUUUUUGCUGUAAACACUUUUCAGAGAAAAUGCAGUGUUUACAUUACAGCCUAGUGAUAACUCCACUGGCCACACCUCAGAUGGCUGUUAGAGAUCCUUCCUGGGUCAUGGCUGCCUAAAAUUCAUCCAAACAUUCAGUUUCUCCUCCCUCUGCUUGCAGACUCUGAACUGUCCUCGUAGAGAUUCAUUGAUUCAAUGCACAUUGGACAUGAGGAGAUGCUGAUUGGCCAGGGCUGUGUUUGAAUCAUGCUGGCUCUGCCCCUGAUCUGCCUCUUUGUCAGUCUCAGCCAAUCCUAUGGGGAAGCAUUGUGAUUGGAUCAGGCCACCACUUCUGAUGAUGUCAGCAGACUGCUUGUUGUUUUUGAGACAAACAGCGUGCAGAUCUACAGCUUCUGGCUUGAAUACAGUAAGAUUUUGCUAUAUUUUUGGAGGCAUGAGGGGCCCAGGGGGGGCUAGAUGGUGGUGUUAACACUAUAGGGUCAGGAAUACAUGUUUCUGUUCCUGUUCCUAUAGUGAUCCUUUAAAUCAUUUAAAAAAAAAAAGUUUAUCAGAAAAUAUUUAAAUUGUAUACUCAAAUUGCUGAUUUAUAAAUAAAUUGCUACAUUUUGCACCAAUAACCAAAUUUGCAUACAAUUACCUGUAACAAAUUCCCAAGUUGUUGUGCAUUCAUUUUAUGUUAUCCUUAUUUAAUUUUUUUUUUGCUACUUGUGUGAAGGCUUUGAGCUUAUUAAAGUAUCCCCAAAGGCAACCAGGCAGUAUAUUUGGAGUACUCAAACAUCGUAUUGGACAUUUAUCAAAGCAAAUCUCUUAACUGUUCCAGGUAUUGCCCAAAGGAGGAUAUUCUCUAAUUUGUGUCUCCAGGACUCCACACAAGUUAUAUCAAGGAUGAUACAGGAUCCCAUGUGAUCAAGCCUCUUUGCUCAAUUAAAAAAACAAGCAAAACAAACUAAAUAUGUGUACUGAUGAUGGUAUUUCAACUAUUACACAAGAGAGGCUAGGAGGAAUAUUCAAUUUUUUCAUUUUUACUGAGUAUAAAUCUAAAAUAACUAUAUUAAAGGAACACUAUAACGUUAGUGUAUUCUUAAUGCUGUAGUGUCCCUCUGCCCUAAACUGAUUGUUUCUCCCUCCUGUGUUGGAAGGAUUAACCUCUAUUGACAAGGUUCCUUAGUGCUGGCUUCUCUCUGUCUCCUCAGACUGUGCACCUAGACCACUUUAAUGAGAUGAAGUGGUCUGGGUGCCUAUGAUAUCCCUUUAAUUAAUAGUUUGAGCUUGCUCAGUUAAAGGACAGAUUUAGUUUAUUUUUUUGGAAAUAUUCUAGUGCCUCUAGAAGAUAUCGCAUGUUGUUUUGUGAUUGAAUUAACCUCCACUAAAGUGAGAAGGACUAUUUAUUGCAUUAUUACUUGUAGUGUAUAAUCAAUAUGUAUAACAGAGAAAAAGGAAGAAUUCCUGUGUAUCUGUCGAUGAAAGGGAGGGCCCAAAGAUUCCAUCAGGUGCCUGAUUGCAACGUACAGCCACAGGUUUUACCCAUGCAGAAAGUAAGCAACUCAAAAAGUAGGUAAAUAACAUCUGUUAAAAAGAAAAAAUCUUUAUUACGUCAUCUGACAUUAAAAACUAGUGUGAAAAAAAGCACAAAUUGGUGAACAAACAAAAUCAGUGCAAUGUGUGUAGGUGAAUAAAAAGGAAGGGAUCUAACGGAGCUUACUAUGAUAGAUCCAUCAUCUGACCAUUUCGAGUAAAGUAUACGUAUGAAAGAUACUUUUCAAAUAUGUGAGUAUGCACAUGCAGUAAAGUAUCCUAACAUGUAUUUGUGUAUCUGUUAGGGCUGGAAGUGCAUCAUAUAAGAUACCUUUAAGGUCAGGUGGAUCUAGAAAGAUCACUACUCAAAAGGUAUAACGGCUAAACAAAGCCCAACGUAUAUAUAGAUGAGAGUAGAUAGCUGUACAGAAAAAGUAGUAUAUGAAUAAAAAGAGUAGAGUUUAACUGGAAUACAAAACAAAGGCUAUAAAUGGGUGACUAUGCAUAGCAGAAUGUAGUAUAAUGGGCAGGAGGUAAGUCAGACCACUGUGUCCCUUUAAGACCCCUAGAGUAUUGAAAAACUAUGGGUAGUAUCUGGGAAUAGCAGGCAGAAAUCUAAAUAGAUGCAAGAAACAUGAUUGCCCUAUUAGAUAGAAAAAAACGUGCAAUUUCCCCAGUGGGAUACUAAAUUUCCAUUACAUAUAAGGAGUGGGGACUAUAAGUGGACCUCCCUGCCCCUCUAAAAGUUGUAAUAUGGCUUGAAAUAAUGUUGUUAGAAAUCAUAGAGUCAAUUCUGCAGCAGAACCUAUAUUGUUAGCUUAAUCAAGUAGCAAAGUAUCUGGAAAACGAAAAAUGAAUACAGUUUCCCAAUUAGACACUUAGUCCUGUGCUACAAAUUCAAAUCCUGUCUGCUGCAGAAAUGCUGGCUAUCUGGUUUAGGCUGCUAGAUCAGCUGCAUUAUAUUGAAAACACAGGGAUGUCUGCCAGGUCUUGAGACACUGUGAAUAUACCUGUCAAAUAGAUAAUCUGUAAUCCCUAGAGAUAGCCCAGGUAAAGAUAGUGCCAUGAGGUAUCACAAGUUAAAUGUUGCAGCAGAGCCUAUUUUACAAUAAUGUAGUGCAAUCAAGUAACAAAGUAUCUGGGGAAACAAAAAAUUAAUAUAGUUUCCCAAUUAGACACUUAUUACUGUGCCACAAAUGCAAUCAAAUCCUAUCUGCUGUAAGGUUACUAGCUGUCUGGUUGGAGCUGCAUUGAGUUGAAAAGCCAGAAAAGUCUACCAGAUUUAAAACACUAUGCUAGUUAUCAAUUUCCAUAUAUGAUUUUUAGAUAAAUCAUCUGCAGUCCCCAAAGGUAGCCCAAGAGUUAAAGAAUGUCACAUAGUAUUAAUUAGUAUAAAGUUAGAUAAGCUUAGUUAGAAUCCUUAUUUUAAAAUAAAAUAAAGCUUGGAUGCAGCGUCAUCCGCUCAACGCGCGUUUCGGCGCUCUGUUGCGCCUUCUUCAAGAGAAAUAAUGAAUAGGAGAGCCGGCUUGUGUUUUAAAGGGUGAAUGGCCGCCCUUGUUAUUACAUCACAUGGCCAAUCCCCUCACGCCACGUCAAUCGUGGGUGUGUUUGCGGCCAAAAAGUGGGUGGGGGAUAGAGGGCCGUCCUCAUUAUGACGUGAAACGGCCACUCCGUUACCGCCAUGUCAGGAGGGGCGUGGUCGUGUGACUAGCGGCCAAAGGCUGAGUCAAAUCAUCAGAGUACUUGGGAACUAUCUAUAGACCCGCCUCAUAUCGUUCCGAAACAAGAAUAAAUAUACAAAGUAUAUACACUGAGGGGGGAGAUGUUCAAUAUGCAAAGUACUUACAAUCAAUCAAUGUACUUCCCGUCAAAAGCUAAAUGUAAAUAGAAUGUAUUUAACAUUAUGAGAAAGGCCAAAAAAUAGUAAUAUAUACCAAUGAACGGAUUAUAAAUGGUACGUGGGAAGCCAGGAACUAAAUAUGAAGGUAAAAUUAAAAGAUGGGAAGUAUAGCGUGAUGCGUUUCUUCUGGUCCCAUUAACUGAAUCAUUGCUUUCGUAGCUAUGUGCUAAAAAAAAAGGGAGAUAUGUUUUCCAUCAGGUUUUCACAUCAAGUACCAUAGAGGAUAAGGUUUCCCACUUUAUUCCCACAUGUGCUGUUACAUUGGAAAAUUGAACUAAAGAAUUAGAUCCUAGUGAUUAUAGUAGAUAUACCCUAUUUAAAUAAGGGUGAAAACAAUAGGACUUUCUGCAAAAAAUACCAAUAGUAUGUGUCGGAUCAAAUAUCUUAUCUUACUGGUAUAUAGAGAUACCUAGUUGAGUUUCACUUUACCAUUUAGAAAUAAACUAAACUAAAAAUUCUGUCUAUAGACAAUACUGAGACAGAUACAUAUAUACAAAUAUACAGAUAUACAGAGGGGGUCAACCCAGAAAGGAAGAGAAAGAGAAUCCUUCAUUCAGUCCUUUCGGACUUAGCGUUUUAGUUGAUAUAUCGAAAAACAUUCUCUCUGUCUUAAAAAUUUGUCAUAAUCACCUCUCCUUCCAUUCUUCUUUACCAAUUCCAAACCGCAGAAGAGUAAACCCUUUGAAUCACCUCCAUGGUGUUCUCGAAGGUGUCUUGAAAUUGGUUUGUCUAUUGGGUUUUUGGGAGAUCUGAUAUGCUCCUGAAUGCGUUUUUUGAAAGGGCGGAAUGUUUUGCCAACGUAUUUUAGGUUGCAUUGGCAGGUCAGUAAAUAAACUAGACCUGCCGUAUUGCAAUUAAAAAAGGAGACUAUUUUAAACUCCCUCAUGUCAUCGCUGUCCCACACUUUCUUUGAAUCCCUCUUUAUAUAUUUACAUGUGACGCAUCUGCCACAUCCAAAAGUUCCAAUCAAGGGGUUAUGAAGCCAGCUUUUGGGGGAAGAGUGUCUAGAUUGUAAAUGGCUAGGUGCCAAAAGAUCGCAGAGAUUUUACCUCGGCGGGCUGUCAAGGUCUCGUUAGGGGCCACCUUCGUGUAGAUGUUCAUUGCUGGUUAGCAGUGGCCAGAAACGUUUUAAGGACCUUUUGACAUUUUCCCAUCCAGCAUCAUAAGUGGCUAUCAGUCUUAUAGGUUUUUGUGAGUCUUUGCAUGCCCUAUUGGGGCAGUCUCGCUUAACAAUGUGUUUUGGUCAGAUUCCAAGGCCCUCUUGUAGGCCCGUUUAAGGCACUUAUUUGGAUAGCCUUUAUCUUUAAAAUGCUUUCUAAGGUCCCUUGGUUUGAUGUUAAACUCCUCUACGGUGCUACAGUUAUGUCUCACUCACUUUCUGCAUGGGUAAAACCUGUGGUUGUACGUGGCAAUCAGGCACCUGAAGGAAUCUUUGGGCCCUCCCUUUCAUUGUACAGAUACACAGGAAUUCUUCUUUUUUUUUCUGUUAUACUAAUAUAUGGGGUUAUGCCUCAAACCCCUCCAGCCACGGGAUCCCAGCGCAAUGUCACCAGUUUUGCAAAGUCCCCAGACGGUGGUAGUGCCGCUACUACAGGGAGCCAAGAUUGAUGCACCUAAUAGCAGGUUAAAGAGGGUUGAUUUCUACAUUUAAUUUUUUCAGACAUCACAAAUGCAUAUUUAUUUAAUAUAGGAGAUUUAAAAAAAAAAAAAACAAUUAAAAUUUAACUCAUGGUAAAUGACAAUUCCACUUUAAACUUGACCUCUGUUUUGAUUACGUGAUCAGUUAGAACCACCGCUUUGCAUUUUCUGAGUUCCUACAAUGUUCCCUGUUUCUGGGCAAGAAUCCCAGGCUCUGGGUAUCAGCAGGGUUUCUGAUGUGCUGUAAAUUGUUCAUUUUAUAUGAACUUUAUCUGCUGGUAUUGCAGUAAAAGUUGUACAGUAACGUAAUUAAUGACGGCUGCAUAUUUUGAAGUGUUGAAAUUCCCAUUAAAUCAUCUCUCUGAUCUGUCUGUUAAAAACGUAAGUGCCUGAGCGAAAAUGGAAAGCAGAACAAUUUUGGACAUGCAUUCCAUAAUUGCAAAUCUUUCUGAUUUGAUCUGUCAAGCGAUCGUGGGACCUGAUUGUCAUCUUGUAUGUAAUGCCGUGAUAAACGACAAGAUUUUGAUUUGUGGUCAUCGCCGCACUUGUAAACAGAUGACAUAUUUUAAGUUGAUGUAAUGUCGAAUGGAAUCCUUUUUCAACAAGUCUGAAAAAUUACAUUAAAUUUAUUACUCUACCUGAGACACAGCACUUCUACAGGUAUUUUCUUCACAUGGUACGUGGAGUCUGACAGCUCAGCAGAAAGAGUUUGGGCUUGUAAUCAGAGAACAGAUGAGCUUUGUUGUAACAUGGCAUUUGUGACAGCUGGUGUGUCAAGUUCUCUUAUUUUAACGAAAUGCUUGGAACUUUACAAAUCAAAGUGCAGGUUGACUGUUGGUUAGCACAGUCUUUUACUCUGUACAAGUGAUAGAAAACUGUAUUUAUACAAUUCUUGAAAAUAUUUUUCUUAUGUAAGGAUUUGCUUUGAUUUAAUAAUUACUAUAAGCUGGUUUGAUAGCUUCACAUACCUCUUGAUCUGGGGCCUUAAACACCCGGUACCGUGCUGAGAUUUUUAUUUAUUUAUUUUCCCCUGGCGUCUUGCUUCUGGAGAAGCUAGUGAAUAAUCCACAGAAAACAAAGCAUCAGAAUAUCAUUUAUAAGGAAUAUGUAUUUAUAUGUAAAGGUUUAAUCCAAGCUCCAUUACCACUUCAGUAAUUUGAAGUGGUCAUGGUGGCUGAAGUCUAUAUGUGCAGCCAAUGAAUGGCCACAGCAUCAACAUCUGGGGUCUAGAGGCUAUGUUGCUUUUAGUAAACAUUUAAUGUAACUUACCUUUCCUGAGUACUUAUCUUGGCAACAUAUGUCGUUGGGUUAGCUUCUCCAGGUAACCACUGAUUGUAAAGGAAAUGUACCACAAUGGCACAUUUAAUGUGCGGUCUGUGUUACAUAGCUCCUGUUAGCCAUCACUCUAGUCUCUUUCCAUUCCAUAAUGCUUUGUAUCACUGUUGGGAGGUAUUGCUCCACCAAGAGUCUCAACGUUGACUCAGCCUUUCAUUUUUCCAAGGUCAGUAAAAUUAGUAUCAUUAAGUUGGGUUGCUCAUAUGGCUGCCAGGCCAUACUGGAAGCCUAUAUAAAGCUGUAUGUACCCUUACUAGAAAAAUCCUUUUUUUAUUUCUGUUUUUUUCUAAAUGUUAUUUCCCAGAUCGCUAAAUCAUUUGAGUGGGAAUGUUGAUGCUUUUUAAAAGAACAUUCCAGGAUUGAAAACUCUUUAGAGCAGAUCUGUCACUUUUGGGGGCAUUUGUAUGCUUUGCAAAGACCUCCAAUGGUGCAGUGAAAGAUAGGUUUACUUACCUUAAGCUUUCCCUCACCAGCCUCUACUUCCAGCUGUCAUUCUUUGGCUCCUGGCACUUCUUCUGCCAGGGGCCGCGUCAGUGCUGCAAUCUUGCACUUGUUCAAGAACCCAACACUGUGUGAGAUCUAUGGAGGAUCCCACGAGACUGCAAGAGCAUUCAUAGAUCACGUCGUGUAAUGAGUGAGACGAUCGCACAGCCAUAAUUUGUGACAGCUGAUGGUAUUGGACAAAAGUUGACGGCAGAGCACUGCCUUUUGUCAACCUCAGGCUGUCCAUAAGUAGUUUUCAUUAAAAUCCCAAUGCAAUCCAAAGCUACCUAUAUUAUAUUACAAAGUAGGGACUACUCUAAAUUUUUUCUUUAUGAAAUACUCAGAAGUGACAAAACCUCUUUAAUAAUCUAGACCACCUGCUAUAUGUGUACCAGAUGCAGGAAGACGUCAUGUCUGCCUAUAUCUGUAAGGUCCUCUAUUAAUCAAUGUUAAGAACCAUUUUGUAAAGUGAAACUACAUUCUUUCAUGCGGACAGCAUCAACACCUUUAAGUGUAUAAAGACAUUCUGUAAUUUGUCAUACAGCUGUUCAUCGAAAGAGGUUGAUUUAUCUUUGUUCUUUCUGGUUUUAGCCCCAGUAUUUUAACUAUGAAGAUUAUCAACUUGACUCUAGGUAAUAGAAGACAAGUUCUCUUUACUGUCUCAUCACGUCACAGCGUUCUUCCUAAUGCUUAUCUUUCGUCGUCUUAAAUUUAAAUGAUAUGCCAACAAAUAACUCUCAUCACUGAGGAGCCUUGCAAGACAAUGCCCCAAGGGUCGUUAAUGUAUUAACGGAAUUAAUCUAUAUUUACAGUAAUGAUUAAAUGGUCUAGAUCCAUUAUUUUAAAGAUGUGAAAUAAUAUAUUGCAUUUGGUUCAGGUGUCCCUGGAUGGCCUUAGGCAUUAUGUUUUCAGUGCCUGAUACAUUUAGAUUAUUAGUAGUGUGUAGAUAUAGUUGAUAUAUAUUGUAAAGACUAAUUUCCAGAGCACUGGCAGGAAGUGAUCUGACAUCACAUACACUGGAAGGAAGUGAUCUUAUAUCACAUCCUCCCAGAGGUUCCACGUUGGAAAGGAACAGAGGCUAACAGUUCAACCAAGUAAGGGGUUUGCACUGUUGUUGCAUAUCCAAAAAUGUGAUCCGAGUAGGAGAGAUCUUAGUUUCCCAACACAGAUCACACAGAUUUACAGAACCCCAUUAGAGUCUAGUGCUCCACCGGGCGUUUUAAAGGGCUGGCAUUCUCAAUUCUGUGCAUAAAAUAAGUCUGACAACAGAUGUUAAAAUCUUAUCUUUGCAAGAAAAGAGCAUGCAAGGGGAAGCUAGCACUCCCCUCCCACACACUCUGCACUGCCUCCCUCUGUUCUAUAUUGUUAUUUUUUAUAAUUUUUAUAAAAACCCUUCCCCACUUCUUCCCCUCUCAUAGCGCACUCUCAGCUGGCGAAGUGGUGCAGUCACAGGCUUCUCUGUGAUUUUCACAGUGACGUCAGAAGGGGGCAUGGGAAAUCAGUACAGGGAGCACCUUCUCCACAGUGGCAAUUUCCCUGACAUUCCAACCCAGGCAAGCGAGAUACAGAAACAAAGUAGAGACUGUAUUUCUCCUCUGCCUGACUAUCUUCGACUUAGGGCAGAGUUUAAGGGUCAAUUCCAACAUCUGUCACUAGUUACGGCUGCAAGGAAUUGGCUGUGUUUGUGGAGAAUCCUGUCUCACGGAAUCCUCCAUAGACAUCAAUGCUGUACUCUUGCGAGUUCGGCAAAGUCCCCAAAUGGUGACAGUUCUUCUUCAAAUUAAAUUCUCUUAUGCUUUAAAUUUAGCAAAUGUGUAGAUCUUUUAAAAAAAAGCUAAAUAAGCAAUGUUACCUUCCUUCACUUGGCAAUCAUGCUUUAACCAUCAGAUUAGAAGUGAAGAGUAUGAGCAUAGCAAGACCAGAUGCUGAAUUGGAAGAUUUUGGAAAUUAAAAUGAAGUUGUUUUGGUGCUUAGAAUGUCCUUAAGUAUUUAAUUUACCCUUUUUGAGUAAUAUUAGAGAAACUACAGGUUCAGCAGGGAAGGCAUAUCAGUGAAGGUUUAUUGGAAACACGAGCACAAUAGUAAAUAUUACAGUGAUUUGACCUGAAGCCGUAACAGGUAUGGCAGUCCCACAUCCAUGGAGUACCAGGCUAGGCAUUAAAUCGCUGCUUCAUUUUCCUGGAGCCCAACACCACAUUACAUUGUGAGCCCAAAUCACAUUACAUUGCCCUGUGAGUCAUAAACCUCCUGAAAGUACAUGUCCUUUUUCCCAGCAAUAUUGUUGUAAAGACUCAAUGAGUAUCAUGGGAAAUGACGUCCAAUUAACCUCUGCAGUGCCAAGUAUUGGCAUCAGUGCUGUACAGGUAGAUGGGACAUUUAUUUAGUCUACAUUUGGAAUAAAUGCUACAUUGUUUUUUUAAACACGUAUGUAGCCAUUUUAUUUUGUUGCUAUGAGAUAUACUGCUUGGCUAUUUCUCUUACUGCUACCAUAACUGUAAGUUUGUUUUGCUUGCUACUUGAUGUCUUCACAUUGUAAUUUAUCUUGUAUUGUCGGUAGGUGACUGUGGGGACCAUGUGGUGGUGGUAAACACCAGACAUAUUGCCUUCUCAGGAAAUAAAUGGGAGCAGAAGGUUUAUUCCUCUCACAGUGGGUAAGUACACCUGAAACCUCCAUUUUGUUCUAGUGUCACAUUUCUAUAGACACUGGGGAAAACUCCCAUCAAAAAUAAUUUCCCAUGGGGUUAGUUCACUGAUCUUGUGAUGUAACUAUAUAUGCCAGAUGUUUGUAUUUAAUUAUUUAGUUUAAAUACACACAAAAACGGUGUAUAUUUCUUAAGACUGAUUAAAUUACUUACAACUCCUUACAACAGUCCUUUUAAUAUGAUAGCCAAAUGUACAAUAUUUACAGGUAACAAUCUUGAGUAAAUAAAGGUGGAUAGCCAAAUGUACAAUAUGUAUUGGUAAUAUUCUUUAUAUGGGUGUUAUUUUUACCAGGGGGACCUGUAGUGAUUUAGAAAUGCUCUGUUGUGCAUUUAGUUGGAACAUUCACAGAGCCGGCACUUGUUAAUUUGUAAUUUACACCUUCCUCUUUCAAUCUGUGAGAGGUACAUUCCAUAACUGCACAUUUUCAACGGAAGGUCGUAAAUCUUAUCAAUGGCAUGUGAUUUAAAAUGCUAUUCGCUUCCAUAUUAUUAAUGUGUUCUGUCCACUAUUGCUAUAUGUCUUAUUCAAUGCAGAGAUUGUCACAAAAGACACUAAAUUUGCCUCUAGUUACAAUGUGUAUGCUGUAAAGAAUGCAAACCUACAUGAAAUAUGUUUAUUUUGUGUUUUAAUUUUAAAUAUUACAAAUAAGCCUAAUGUACACUAAAUAUAUAAAUAAGAAAAAAAGUAUCCCAGCAAGUCCACAAAAAACAAUCUGGGCAUCAUAACAAAUUGUGGCUGGAGCUAACUUACCUUUAGGGGUAAUCUAUUCACGAACAGUUUAACACCAAAUCCUAAUUUCCAGCUGUUUAAUGGACGCCGGCCUAUAAGAAGGGGUGCACAUCACCUCGUCAAACAACCAAGGUUGAGUAUGUCCAAUCACCAUGGCAGCACAACACGCAGGUGAACACCUCCCCAUAUCCUUCAGAGAGCCCAGACAUCACUCUUCCAAGCAAAAAUAUAUACUCCUUUGGGUGUAACCUCUAAUACCUGCACCACACUGUAGUAUAGUGCCAACACAUUUGAGUAAAUAUGCAAAAAAUAUAUAUAUAUAUAAGUUCUUCCUUGGGCACUGCAUGGCCCCUAUCUACAAUCAUGUCACUAGCACACCUGGAAAGUCAGUCAAGCAUACAAAUUAAUUGUUAUUGGUUUAUCUCUGUUUUCUUUGAUGUAUUGUUACAAUUAUGCAAAUGUUCAAGGCAUGUUACCAAGGUCUCUGUGGAGCUGGAUCUAUAAUUUCCUGCACUCCUAACAGACGCACUGAUUGUAUCUGCUCGCCGGAGACGCGGGGUGUGGGAAUUCACACCAGUCCCUACACUUACUAUUCCUUCUACAGGGUUUGACCACACCACUAGGUUAGCCUGCAUGCGACUCUGACUAACUGUCAAUUACCUCUACUUACUCCUUUUACCCCGCCAGAGUUCAAACAGCGGAGCUGCCCGGUGGUCAACCCCAAACCCUACUGGCCCAUCGGAUAAACCCAGUAGACUAAAUCCUCUUAUCCCAUAUAUAUCGCCCAGUUCCCCCAGGGCUCCCCUCUCUCUUUCCCACUCCACGGCCCUAGGCCUCUUUCUCCCUCCUAUAACAAAUUAGCAACAUCCCAGACCAAAUAGUGUAUUUUCCAGAAAUGCUUCACAGCUCUGUAUAACCAUUCCCCGUCACCAACACUGGAUGACUCUGCGUCCUUCCUGUCCCCUAUGACCCCAAUCUGGAGAAACAAGCUUUUUACUCCAGGCCUCACACCGAUCCAUUUUGCCAACUUGGAAAAUAGAGACAUCUCACGGUUGGGCCACUUAUAUCACGAUAACAGAAUCAUAGAAUAUUGUGACAUACCCUACAAAAACGCCUUUACAAUGUAUGAUUAUUCCAGAUACAUCCAGCUAAGAAGCUUUGCAUCACGCUUAUUAUCAAACAAGCAGGCACUGCCCCCUUAACACAAUACGAACUCGAUUGCAAAAAGCACUCCUCUAGGAAGGUACAAAUCUCUGACCCAUAUACCACAAUAGCGACUCAUACAACACAAAUAACGCUCCCCUAUAUAACAACAUGGGAAACAUACUUAGGCCCCCCUCCCCCCCCGACGAACCCUCUAACUGGUCAGACAUAUGGGAAGCCUCAGCCUCCAUAUCCAUCUGUGUGACUCAUAAGGAACAUGCGUACAAAAUGUUAUUUCAGUGGUUUUUAACGCCUCAGCGCCUAGCUACCAUGCACCUAGCACCCUCCAAUUAAUGCUGGAAGUGUUGCGGGGAAGUGGGGACUUUCCUCCACUGCUGGUGGGCAUGCCCUAAACUAAAACCCUUAUGGCAACGCAUCACAGCACUGAUUGCCAGACUGCUAGACAAACUGUGCCCCUUAGACCCUUGGAUGUUGUUUCUCUCCAGGCCCAUGGACUCUUUUUUUACCAGAGCAGAAAACAAGUUAAUAGCCCACAUAGCACUGACAACAAGAUGAGUAAUAGCCGAACUAUGGUCAACACUGCACAUACCUUCACACACUACAUUGCCAAAAAUAUACAGGACAGUGCAAACAUGGAUAGCCUAACAUCUCAGAUUCACGAGAUGAGACACCCAAAGAGUUCUACGAGACCUGGUACCCAUGGCUAGUUGGGGAUACAAAAUUACCCUGGAAGAAGUUACACACUCUCAUAACAGCCAGACUUGGAUGACCCUGGAACCCCCACCACUACGGCAUGGACUGGCACAAAUUUAUCCGGGCUGAGCGCACCCUUUCCUCCCACCCUCAACCCCACUCCUCCUCACAUCUUCCCUUUAUCCCUUCAUUCUCAUAAAAUUCCUGCCCACCGUUGCCACUCUCCUAUCUUCACUCUCUCCCACCCUACACAGGCCACACAUACACUUACCCACGCAACCACUUAUUAACCCAGGGCCCGAAGCGGAGCAUGAGCAUACAGGAAUGCAUACAGAAAACCCACCCUACAUUAACAACUCGCCACAACGAAAAACCUCCUGAGCAACAGCACUUAAGACCCAACACAGUCCUAGCACACCAAAGGACGAACACAGCAGACUGACCCUAACAUUUACAGGUCGACAGGCAUGACUACCCCAACACUAGCAACAAAUUAUCCUCAUAUGAGCCCGCUACCAUCCCAACAAGCAUCCGGCUCUACAGACACAACUAGUGCAAAGAAAACAACAGAUUUUAAGCGAAGAGUUAGCCGGACUUAAUGUACACUUUGAAAACUUGACUAAAUGUACCUGUAUUGCAUAACCUGGGAUAAUCGCUUAUGUUGGAAUGCAACUCUAAAAGUUUGUUCCUGUACUGCCCCUUGUACUAUUUCUGUUUUCUGCUACCUUUGUUCUAUUUCUGACAUCUGUAUUUUUACAUACAACGAACAAAAUAAAAAUAAAUUUAAAAAAAAGUGAAAUUAAUAGGUAAAAACAUUUAACCAAACCUAGCUUUUCUCCAGACAUUUUAACUAAUUGCAUGUUAUUGUUUUUUUUUUUUUCUUCCAAAGUUACCCAGGAGGUUUCAGACAAGUGACUGCUGCAGAACUUCAUCGAAGAGACCCAACAGCAGUAAGUGGUUAGCAGCUUGCUUUGUAUAGUCAAGUGGUUUAACAUGUUUAUUUAAAGCUCAGUCCAAAAUGUUGUAAAUAAUAUUCAGAUUAAACUUUAUUGUCACUCUGCAGCGUACAUACAGCGUACAAGACAUGGAAACACAGUUAGCCCCUGGACAGAACUACAGUAUAUUUUAAGUAUAUUAGUAAAUUUAGUAAAUUUUAGCAGUCCUUACUUAAUUCCAUAAUACAUCUAAUACCUAAGAAAUAUAAUCCAUCCAUCAUUACAAUUUUUUUAACAGUCUUAUAAUACAUAUAGACAUUACACAAUACUGCCACCAAUAUUGUAUAAUUCAACUCUAUAGCCUUUAACCCCUGAUCCAAAUUAAAAAUAUCUAUCUAAUAUAAACCAAUCAAACCUCCUGCAAAUAAAGUGUUUCAAACUACAAACACGAUUAGCACAAUCUAGUGCAAACAAAUUCCGUAAUCUCAGCAGUACACCUUUAUCAUUUGAGAAUAGGUGCAUGCCACAAUCAACUAAUCACAUCCAUCAAACAUAGAAUACAAACCGCAAACACGUUGACCAACAACAUAAAAUGCUAAUUGUGAGAACAUGGGCCAUAUGCACAAAGUGCAAGAUGUGUGCACACAAAUCAUCUUGCCUUUUCAAUGAAGGAUAUUAGUAUAACCCCUUGACCUUACAAGUGUCACUGUGCUUCUCACCCUGGACCUUCUUAGAAGUAAGGUGAGCAAGUUCAUAAAAAACUUUGAAUUGUAGUCUUUCCCAACAGUUGAAAUGUCAGGGUGAAAAUGUACUAAAUUGUUAAAAAAAAAAAAAAAAAAAAAGGCAAUACUGUAAUGAAUAUACAAGGUUUACACCAUUAAUAUAUUGUUAAAUUUCGAGUCCAUCUAAGGAUUUCUCAACCAUGAUCAAAUAUUUAAAUUUGACUCAACUCCUGGGUUCAAAAGCUCCACAUUACUGACCAGUUUCAUCCACCCUCUUUGAUUUUAAGAUUUAAAUUUUUUUCCUGCUGUGAAGGACAGCAUUUUAUGUAUGUAUUUACAAAGUCUUCCUCCCACCCCUUACCAUCACUUAGAGCUAAAUUUACUACUUCAGUAAAUCAUUUUAUGAUGUUAAUACAUUUUUUCGAAGCCUGGGGGAAGAAUGCGUGUUUAGAUCUCAGCAGUUAAGAUUUCACCUGCCGCUUUGCAGCGUAAUUGCCAAAACUGGACAUAUUUGCUGCAUAUUUUAACUUGAAAUGAAAUCUAGGUGUUGAAGUCUUAUUUCAGUGCUAGAUAAGGGUUUCCUAAUGUUCUAGAGAGAUAUUCUGCAGUCUGUAAGACAGUGACACAAGACAAUUUCUUCUGGGGGAGAGGGCGGGGGAUUGGAUCUGACGUCCAGCACAUUGAAUUUAUGGGAGUUAGUCAGAAUCGGCAAAUAUGAGUUAUAAACUAUACCUAUUACGCUGUAAAUAGAAAAUGAUACCUUAUCAGAGUACACAACAUUUUUUUGUUUAGAAGAAUAUUAUAACAAAAGUAAAAUAAAAUAAAACAUGCUCACUACAGAAAUCUCAAAGACACACACAAACACGUUUGCCAAACAUAGGGAAUGGGUAACGAGAAUUUAAAAAAUAAUGGGAAGCCUGUUUUUAAUUUGCACUGUUUGGUGCUUUAAGAAAAUGAUGCUGUCUGUCCAGGUUCCUAACUAACCACACAUACUUUAUCCAGUGAUAUCUAGCUGCUGUGGUUGCCAAUAACAGUAUUCUAUAAACAGUAGUUGAUUUUUUUAAAAUUUUUUUUUAACCAUUCUAAAACUUCUCCAUUAAGCGUUUCUCUUUUUUGCUCCAAAAAUGCUGCUUAAUAUAAUGUUGUGACUUUGUUUUUUUUUGGGUACCAAAAAAGAGAAAAGGGUUGCACUCAAUCAUAAAAAUCACAGGGUGCUAACUGAGUAUGGAUCAGCAUACCCCAUAGAACAUAUAUCAAAGAAAACAAUCUCAAUAUGCCCGUGGUAGAACGAGCCCCAAACAUGCACGCGCCCUUCUUCCGCGGGCAUAUUGGGCCACUGUUAUGGAUGAUUUACAAGGUAUUUUACAAAGUAUGGUUUCAUUUAUAUUUUAUUUUUAGUUACUUGGUAUACAGGAGUUUAUUUAUAGAUUUGCCCAUGGUAUGUGAACACUUUAGUGGACCUUCUAUCAUAAUAGAGGGGUGUGCACACUUUUGUGACCCCCUCUGUUUAUUCUAAUAUGUGGAUUCCAUCUAUCUCUUGUUUUUUGUUUAUUUUAUAUGCCAUGUACUGGUUCUUCUGUUGUUGAGGCCUUCAAACUGUUUGCCUUAUCAUAUCUAAGCUUAAAGGACCACUAGAGAAACUGCUAUGUUUACUAUAGGGUUAAUCCAGCCUCUAGUGGCUGUCUCAUUGACAGCCGCUAGAGGCGCUUCUGCGCUUCUCAUUGUGAUUUUCACAGUGAGAAGAUGCCAGCGUCCAUAGGAAAGUAUUGAGAAUGCUUUCCUAUGCACUGGCUGAAUGCGCGCGCGGCUUGUGCCGCGCAUGCGCAUUCAGCCAAUGACGGAAGAAGAGGGAGGAAAGUCCCCUGCGCCGAGGGAGCCCAGUGCUGGAAAAAAGGUAAGGGAUUAACCCCUUCCUCUGCCUCAGCACCACAGGAGUGCGACCCUGAGGGUGGGGGCACCCUCAGGGCACUAUAGUGCCAGGACAACGAGUAUGUUUUACUGGCACUAUAGUGGUCCUUUAACACGUGUAAUCCUCCCAAUAUGGUAUAUUGACACCUCCUUUGGUAUCCUGAAUUGGGUUCUAAAUUUGUUUAUCUGUUUGACUGCAUUAAACAUGUAUUUGUUUGUUUCAGCAAGUGUUCCUUGGUCAUAUAUUGUAGUGAUCCUCCAUGCUCUAACAGGUUAUAUGGAAUUUCUGAGCCCACCUUUCUUCUUAUCAAUGUUCUUAUCACAGUUCAUUUUGGCAUGCCUACAUCAUUGACAGUGCUGCUUGUCAUAUGCUUUUAGAAGUUCCCAAGAUACCAUUAUUUUUAUGUAUUUAUUUUAUUACUGGCAUUUAUAAAGCGCCAACAUAUUCCGCAUACAUUUAAACACACUUUGUUUUUAUGAGUGCAUAUAUUUUUUAUUCUAAUAAAUCUUAUCCAAAACAAAAUGAAAUCAAGGCCAUAGUUUGUAGUCCAACAAGUAGAUCGACAUCACUGGCAAUGUUGGCCUCACCUUUUUCAUUCUACAACUUAUGUUUCCAAUAGGCUCUGCACAAAUCCUAUGAGAUAAUUAAUCCAAACAAUAUUUUGGUGCUCCAGGCUCAGGGGGUGGCAUUCUCCCUAUAAUAUUUCCAAAAUGACUUGAUAAAGGCUGUCUUUAUCGGCCAAACGUCAUGUUGCGCUUAUUCCAAUAAAAAGAAUGGAGCAUGAUGUGUGGCUCUCUCUGCAUCUCAUGCUACAGCAGGCAUUACUCCUUAAAGAGAAAAUAUUGGGAAAUUCAAAAGCAGAAGGUAACUGCUAACUAUUUAAUAAUUAAUUUAGUUAACCUGCUGCUAAUCAUUAAACAUGGGAAUUGAGACUAGAUAACUUUAGAAAAUGGCUGAGUAACACUUUAGCUUUAAUUAUAAAACAAAAAAGGGAAAACAUUGUUAAAUAUUACAUAAUAUGCACUGUGUAGCUGCUAUAUGGCAACAUUGUAACUUCAUUGUAACUUGGAUCUAAAAGACCAAGAAGCAAUUCAACAUGUUACCUUAAGAACUAACCACAAGAUGGCAGUGUAAGAUAGCCAUAUAUCUUUGCAACAGCAUGUUUAUAGUAGCACUAAAACUGUCAAGUUGAUGCAUUGGAGUUUAAGGAUGUUGGUAUCGUCUUAGUUUUGUUAUUAAUGUUUUCACUUGUAGUGUUUUUAUACAGUUGUCGCUUGAAGAAUAGGGGAUCAAUGUCAGAUUGAAAGGUUGUGUGAGAAUUUCUAGAAUAUAGUCUGUGGCUUCUGUAUGUACUGAACAAAAAAAGAUUUUUUUUUUUUUUAACCCCUCUCUGAUAUUAUCUUAAUCUAGACUUUGAUCAUAGUAAAGGCCAGUCCCUGAUGUCCCCAAGGUGCCCACACAUCUAGCUAAUGUGUAAGUGUAAAAUGCUCAGGCAAUGAAUGUUGCCCAUAUUUGAACAAAAAAUAAUAUUGCUAAUGUGCUAAAUGAGGGGGCAGAACUUGGGCACUCUUUUGUUGUGUGUUGAACUACUCAAAUUGUUUUGCACAGAACUGUGUGGAGCAGCAAGGGCAUGCUGGCACUAUAACCACUACAGCUUUAGUUUUUAUAGUGAUUGAUUGCCUACUCAAGUUGACGUAUGCAUUCUGCACAUAAAACCAUUUUAAAGUGAACCUCAUAUAAAAAAAAAAACAACAAAAAAACCUACUUGAAAUUGCUCUUUUAUACAUUGAAUACACCAUAUAUCCUAAAAAUAAAAUGGUAUCCUAAAAAUAAUAUAGUAUACUCACUAUACAUAUUUACCCACUUUUCUUAUGUUCCAGUGCCCCUUUAUAUGUAACACACACCCUCUGGCCACCCCGCGCUCUAUCUCGGCUCCUUCCAAUGUCCUCUUUGAUUUGCCCUGCUUGGUUUGCAUCCCCAACCAGGACAAAUCUAGUCAGUGACAUCAGCAUGCAGGAGUUUCUAUAGUAAGUUUCCAUAGCAACCAUAGAACAUGCGCUGUGGUUGCAAUGGGAGGUUUCUUCUGCUCUCCCUUGUCAGUCAAUGCCUCGGCAUGCCAAGGCAUUGAAUAAAAGCUAGGAGAAAAAAACUGUUUUGAAAUGGGUUUCUUUCCUAAUCUAUAAUUUUUUUAGCAAAACUGCUAUAGCAAUGCAUAUAUAAAAUUGUAUUCUCAAUCUAAUGAGCAUAAGUUGUGUGGGGCAUGACAGGUGCCCUUUAAGAGUCUUCCAAAAUCAGUCAAUCUUUAUUAAUCUUUUCAACUAGCGCAACAUGUGUUCCACAGGGUUUACUCCUUGUGGGACACAUGUUGUGUCCCCGUGAACAACAUCAAGUCUGUCUGUACAAUACAGCCAUAAGGAACCUGGUGACUUCAAUGAAAAUUAAACGGUUACCAUUCUGUACAUGCACAAGAACUCCCAUUCAUUUUCAUGGGAAAUGUUGGACAUGUGACAGUGUGAAAUAAAGUUGAACACUGAAAAAUAACUCCCUCCCCCUGUUUGCACACUUUAAGCGAGCAUGUAGACCAAUCAUGUGUAAGUAUUCCAAAAUGUUGUGUAUUUUGCAUGUGAACCAAAAGUAUGCCAACAGCUUCUCUCUUUAAAUCAUCUUUCUAAUCAAUGGAGCGCUUUUAAGCAUUUGUUAUCCAUUGUUCAGUAAUAAACAUCCGCCAAGUAACUUUAGGUUCCUGGGCUGCGAAAAUCUUCCUGUUUAGAAAAUCCCCCGCCCAUGCAUUCUUCUAAACGCUGUAAAGGCGAAUCUGUUGCCCGUGGCAUAAAUUCCAUUUAUAGUCACCUAAUUCUGGUAUUACACUGCAAGUAGGGGAGUUAAACUGUCAGUAGACACACUCACAUUCCUUCCUUCUAGGUAGGCUUUAAUCACUCUCCUGACAGACAGUCCUCAGCUGUUUUUGUAAUCUCUGUAAAUAACACAAAUCUCACAAGAUCUCACUUGUCUUCCUUGUGUUAUUCUCACACUCCAUUGGAAAUCAAGUAAACAUAUCAUUGUAGCAAUGAUCUACAUCCAAAUAUCUAAAAUCAGGCCAGUCUUUACAUUAUUAUAAUUGUUAUUAGCCUUUAAAAUACUAAACAAACUAUAUACAGUGUAUUUAUACACCCUAUAAAGUAUGAUAUGCAUACAUCCGGUUAUCUCUAUUACUGACAAAUGAGUCUACAUAGCGUCUUGAAAGUAGCUAGCCCUUAAACCUAGGUCCCCCCCCCCCCAACCCUAAUUACCUGUAUUGCUACAGAUUCACAGCCCUAACCUCCUAUCAGGGAGGAUUGCAGUGGCCUUUAAAACAAAAGGCUAAUGCCUCAGCAAUCACAAAGGCAGCACGUAAAACUUUGUUUUGAUGACGAGAUUUUAAAGUGAACUUGUAAUGAAAAAUGUAAUGAAGUGAACUUGUAAUGAAAAAGUGAGGUUGGAGGCUUCACUGCCAGGCGUCACUCUGUUCCUAUACUCCCUAGCUGGCUAGAAGCUCUGACAAUCGAGUUUCCAUAGCAACCACAGCGCAUGCGUUGUGGUUGCUAUGGGUAGAGAACAGCGGCAUCUCCUGUGGGAGGUCUCUUCUGCUCUCUUGUCAGUCAAUGCCUCAGCAUUGACUGACAGCUGGGAGAAAAAUCUUUUAUCUAAUUAUAUUUAUAGAUUGCAGGUAUAUGCAAUGUAGUUGCUUAUUAUAUUUGAGAUGCAUUAUGCCAUAACUGUUUUGAGAACGUUGUGUGUGACAGUAGGGUGCUGUGGGACUUUUUUUAUAGUCCUUCUGUGCAUCCUAGAUGAUAUAUUGUUCCGGUUUCCUAAAGCUAACUCAGACGGGCCUGUGACACCAUCUGAACUAAGCUUUUAAUUUCUGCACCUUGAGCAUCAGAACAUUAACACAUGGAACCCCCUGCUGAAAUUCCACUUUUAGGGUCACCAAAUGAUGUUUUUGGCAUUAUAAAACCAACACAGCUCCAGAAAGCAAACAGCUGCUUUACUAAAGUUGAUUUUCAAAUAAAAAAAAAUGUGAAUGUAUGCAUUGUGUGGAAUGUCUGUAAAUCCCAUCCAUGCGAACCUAUUUAGUUUUCUAGACAUUUUGGUCUCUUUUAAGACUGUUAGCAUAGACUAGGAAGUAUUUGAAUUUCCUCUAAUGAUUCUCUGAGCCUUGCGUCUGUCACUGUUUUUUAUUACGUUGUGUAGCUAAAUCUAUUCAUAAAAGUAUAAGGUCUGUAUAUUUGACAGCUUUGCAAGUAACUAUUGCAUGAAAUCUCCCUCAACGCAAGAGCAAACAAUCGACUGCUUAGACAGUCCUACUCCCCUGGCAGACACCUGAAUAAAGCCCCAUUUUAUAAGAAGCUCAGGAGAAACCAAACUAAGGUUAUACCAUGGAUUGGACAUGACGGAAACCUGGCAUGUAAGCACGAGCAUUAAAACAUGUCUGGGCAAGAGAAUGUCAUCUGCAAAACACAACAGUUAGUUAGGGAUAUGUUAUAAUGUGAAGGACUCACUUGAGAAUAAAAGGAUGCACCAAUUUGAUCUGAGUUUUGCUAGCAUAGAAAAAUAAUUUUCUAUUCUUUGGAAGCGACACUAAGUUAUUUAAUUUCUUAAAUAAGAGCAAAUGUCUGUUAAAUGGACACUCCAGCCCCAUAAAGGUCUCCAGCUUGCUGGAAUGCUUUAUGCGUGAAGCCUCCCUUUUUUUUUUUUUUUUUUUUUUCAUGUUAAUUUUAAAAUAUAUAUGAUUUUUUUAAAAUUUAUUUUAGAUUUCAAUAGAAAUUGGCAUUUUUAUAAAUUAACCUUGUUAUACCCCCUGGCUGUUAAUCAGACAUCCUGUCCUGUUACUUCCUGGUUUCAUUAGCUCAGUGGAGCUAAACUCAAGAUGCAGCAAUUGCCCAGAGCACCUACCUUGCAAAACCUUCUCAUUGAGCAGCAUUGGGAAGUCUAUGAUUGGACAGCCACAAAAAAAGUCUGGGCGCAUUUAAAAGGGGAGGGAUUACAAAUGCUUCGGACAAGAGAACUCGAGCUUAUGCAAUCUGUUUUUAGAUAUACGCGCUAUGAAAACGUGCAUGAUUAAAUUAUUAAAGGUUGGGAAGUAUGUUGUGGUUUAGAAAUAUACCCCUCUCUGUCUCAUUAGAGACAGCCACUGUCGGAAGAUUUAGAGCUGCAAUGUAAAUAUUGCAGUUUCCUGGAUGUUUAACAUUGCAGCACUAAGUGCAAAAGGGACACAGCACCCAGACCACUUCAAUUAGCUUAAGUGGUCUGGGUGCCUACGGUGUCCCUUUAAUAUUUUUAUCUUAGCUGUGAUCUUUCCAUUAUAAAAUAUAGCUGUCAUUAUUGUAUUUCUGUUUGGCUGUUUUUCACUCUCUACAAUCCAUCUUGGAAUGAUUUUAUAUGUGCAACCUUCUAUUUCUAGUUAUUUUUUUUUAAUUUUAUUUUCUGGUGCCUGUGUAAGUACCUGGAAAAAAACACACAGACCCAGAAUAUACACUCCUAGAAGCACUGUGGCUAUCAUUGGCACUAGCAAUAUUUCUGAACUAUGCAUCUCAUGAUGUUCUGUAACUCAGCAGGUUGACUGAUAUUUAGUGGAUUGCUUUUCUCAAACAUCUGCAAUGCCAGGUUUGGAAAUCAUUGAUACACGUAACAAAGCGUAUCUAUAAACAUUGACGUGACCGGUGAAGGUUGCUAUGGUAAAUCAUUCUAUUUUAUAUAUUUAUUAUCUAUGUGUAUGCAGACAUGUUGUCAUUUACUUAAUAUAUAUGUUUAGUGAUUUAAAACUUGAAGUAAAAAUAAGUACAUUUUUUAUGUUCCAUAGAUUGUGAAAUUGGCUAUAUAUGGAAUGCUACCGAAAAACCUGCACAGACGAACAAUGAUGCAACGAUUGCACCUCUUUCCUGAGAACGUAAGUGUAUUGUUGGACUUGUGAUGUUGGGUUAAGGUAGACCCUCCCUCUUUUUUGGUCUUAUCGGUGUGCAGAUUGUUUAAAAAAUGGACUUGUACUUGUAUGUAGAUAGCUAAGCAUUUUACUUAUAUAACGGUAGAUGGUGAGAUUGAAACACAAUGUUUAGGCUAUUUAUUGGCAUUAUUUUAAAGGGACAUAUUGGGCACCAUAACAACUUCAUUUUAGGGGAUUAAAGUGUUUCUGAAUGGUUUAACCCCAGCUCAUUCCCUGUUUGAAUGAGGAUGCCUUAGACGUAGCGCCGUUUAAUGACUGAGAGCGUUAGCGGAUAAUCUCCACCUGCCACUGGCUUCCCAUUGAUAUAACUGCAUGUGAAAGAUAUGCAAGUAUUUAUUUUAAACUAAACAGUAGUGAUGUCGCAAACUUGCGGCGAACUCCGGUCAGCUGACACAUCCCUGCCAAUCUCCGGCAGAGCCUCCCUACCAGACCCUCCCACCUCCUGGACAGCAUCCAUGUUGAAGCUGCCUUCAACAUGGAUGCUGUCCAGGAAGUAGGAGGGUCUGGGAGGGAGGGUCUGCCGGAGAUUGGCAGGGAUGUGUCAGCUGACCGGAGUUCGCCACAACGGUUCGUGGCAAGUUCGCGAACGGUUCGCGACAUCACUACUAAACAGUUGUUGGAAGUUUCAACAGGACAAUGUUUAGAUUGCAUCUGUACCAAUGUGAACCCGAAAUUCUCUUCACAUGAUUUUGUGGGUUGUAGCCUUCAUCAGGAUAUAAAUGAUGUACAUAGCAGUAGCUCAGGGGCACACACAUGUAAUUUGAAUUUAAUUAUGCAUUUAUAAGUGGUAACACAUAGUAAAACAAAACAUUUUCCAUAUACUUCAUUGUUAAUCAAGUCUCCAUUUCACUGGAAAACACGCCACUACAGGAAACAAUUAAUUUUGUUGGUUAAUUAUAAAAUUGGGAUCACGAAGACCAGUUUAAUAUUAAACUGGGGGACGAUAUCAUAGGACUUAAGGCAACAUACACACUACAGCGAACCACAAUGAUUGUUUCUUUAUAAAGGGACACUAUAAGCACCAACACUGCUGCAUUCACUGUAGUGGAUUGGUGCAUAUGUGCUGUCCUUUAUUUCUUACAAUUUAACACAUUGUUGUUUGUCAAACACAUGGCUCCAGUUUUUGACACCGGGGCCCCAUGGUUUCUAGUUAUGCCUCUGCUUGCAAGGAUUGUAUUUUCACAUAUAUUCAUAGCAGCUACCAAAUAUUCAAAAUAAAAAUUUAAUUAUAUAUAUGUAAAAUAAGUUGAUAAUGAGGCAAUAGUCUGCAAUAUAUGCCUGACUUUUUGAAAAAGACUGUUAAAGAAAGGCAUCUUAUUUAAUACAUAAAUAUAUAUAUAUAUAUAUAUAUAUACUUUUUGCUUAAAAAUCAAUACAAGAUUUAUGUUCACGUACUGUGAAUUUUUAUAAGGAAUUAGAUCAUUCUAUGUCUGUUGUGAUUUUUCUUGACAUGUCAUUAAAAAUAGAGGUCAUGUAUGUUUAAUUCCCUCAUUUUUCUUUUUCCCCCUUUUUUCUCUGUAUUAUUGUUUAUUUUAUUGUUAGAAUUUUUUGUUAUUAUAUUAUUAAUAUCCAUGCAAUGUUUGAUUAUUAUAAUUUUGUUAAAAAUUUUAAAUGUAAAUAAAACUAUUGGGGGAAAAAAAAACCUGAUUCUUCUCCUAGAGAAGUAAUGAAUUCAGCACGUCUCUUUGAGAAGACUCCAGUAUUUCUGCAUUAUAUUUAAAGGAACACCAUAGGCACCCAGCCCACUUCAGCUCAUUAUUAUUAUUGCCAUUUAUAUAGCGCCAACAGGUUCGGUAGCGCUUUACAAUAUUAUGAGAGGUGGGAUUUAACUAUAAAUAGGACAAUUACAAGAAAACUUACAGGAACGAUAGGUUGAAGAGGACCCUGCUCAAACGAGCUUACAGUCUAUAGGAGGUGGGGUUUAAUUCAUAUUAGGACAGGAAAUAGUAAUCAAAUAAGCAAUCAUUAAAGGACCACUAUAGUGCCAGGAAAACAUACUCGUUUUCCUGGCACUAUAGUGCCCUGAGGGUGCCCCCACCCUCAGGGACCCCCUCCCGCCCGGCUCUGGAAGGGGGUAAAAACUUACCUUUUUCCAGCGCUGGGCGGAGAGCUCUCCUCCUCCUCUCCUCCUCUCCUCCGCUGAAUGCGCGCGCGGCAAGAGCUGCGCGCAGGUAAAGCAUUUACUGCCCUAUGACGCUAGCGUGCUCUCACUGUGAUUUUCACAGUGAGAAGCAGCGCCUCUAGUGGCUGUCAAUGAGACAGCCACUAGAGGAUUAGGGGGAAGGCUUAACCCAUUCAUAAUUAUAGCAGUUUCUCUGAAACUGCUAUAAUUAUGAAAAAAUGGGUUAACCCUAGCUGGACCUGGCACCCAGACCACUUCAUUAAGCUGAAGUGGUCUGGGUGCCUAGAGUGGUCCUUUAAAGUGGUCUGGGUGCACUGUCCCUAUUGCACUUAGUGCUGCCAUGUAAAACAUUGCAGGUCCAGAGAAACUCUGUUUACAUUGCAGCACUAAGACAGCCUCUAGUCUAGUGGCUGUCUACCAGACAACCACCAGAGUCACUUUCGGGAUUUUAUCGGACUCUGUGUCGCCUUACUGACACUGGACGUUCUCACGAUCUGCAUGAGGACAUCCAUCAUCAGUAAAAGAAAGCUCUGGGGGACCAUGUGCAUUGGGUCGUCCCCAUUUCCCCACCCCUUUGAUGAAGUCUGAAGAGGCGGCGCAAGAACCACUCUGUGACCACUCUGUUCUGCAGCUAGCUCUGCCCCCCUAGAUUUAGUAAUUUGAUUAGACUAUUAUGUCAAUAUAAAUCAUACUUUCAAUGUUAUCCCCUUUUUGUUAAUUUUGGCUGCUAACCAAUCUGAGAUAUUUUGAUAUUGAUGGCUGAUUGUAUUCUGCUAUCAGUAUUUUUCAUACUGUCUUAAAGAAACACUCUAGUCUCAAAAAAGUGCAAGUUUUCCCAGAUGAUGCUAGUUUUUUUUUUUUUUUUUAAUGUUCCAAAAAUAUGUUUACCUAAGAACCAUAACAACUUUGUAUAAUUGCAAAAGAUACAGUUAAAUAAGGCUGACCUGUAUUUGCUAAAAUCUCUGCAGCUACAAGCCUGACCCUGGAGCCUAGAACUCAAAUAAAGGACGCAGUCUCAUAUUUGUUCAAUUUGUUCAUGCAACUAGGAUGAACCUCUCUCCUUCCUUAGACAAUAGUGCGCGCAUGCAAGAAUAGCGGCUCUGAUUAUUGCUAAACAAAACCUUGACCUGGGCUGCCCAUAAACAGCUCGCAGCCGCAGUACAUUGGAGUGGAACUGUAGCUAGAGGACAAAUUAGCUGUCCCUUAAACCUCGUUGAAAAAAGGAACACUGCCUAAAGGAUAUAAAUAUGAGUAUAAAAAGAUAAACUUUAAUAGUGAACGAGAUACAAAGUGAUUAUUUUGCACAUUCACUCUUGGUACGUCUAGGUAUUUGCAUACAGAGGCAUCAAGAGAUAUUUAUGCAGAAUUGUAAGAUUUAAAAGGACAAACAACACUUGAUUCAGUGAAGAUGUCGUCAGCAAAUGUCAAUUGUAUCUACUGCAACAGUUGUCUCGUGUUACAGUUAGUAUAGAGUAUUCUGUUACAAUGGAUCAAACUCUAACAGAUAUAUACUGUCUGCAGCUGCAGUUUCUACAGAAUACUCUUUUACAAAAAUUUAAAAACGAAAAUUAGCCACUAAAAUCGUUUUGACAACACAAGGACAUAUACUGUCUAAUGUUUUUGCCUAGAAGUAUGUUGUAGUUAGGAUAUAUAUCCUUUACUUGAGAGAGCACCUACUCUGGUUGGUUACUAAUAUAUCACCCCAGUGAUGUUGUACCAUGAAAAAGUAGAUAAGAAGAAAUAGUUACUGUGCCUUCAAGGGCACCUACCAGAUAGGAGGGCUAACUACAGGUAAUAGAGAAAGGAAAGAGGGAGAAAAAAUAUAUAUAUAUAUGUAAAUGUCCUUUCAGUUAUAACUGUGCCUUCAAGGGCACCUCUCUAGUAUACAAACUAACUAACUAGCGUUAAAUAGCUGUAGUCACGGUGGAUAUAAUGUGUUGUCUGCUACACAUUAUCUAGUGUCACUGCGCUGAAAGCGCUUAAAAGAAUGGAGCCACAGAAAUUAUAUGCGGCUAAAUCCUAGAAUCCCUCCCAAAGUACACCAAAAGCUAGUAUAGCUAUUAGUUCCAAUAAGGAUGUCCAGAGAUGAUUGCUGCAAGUGCAUAGAAUGUGAUGCUGGGAAGGAUCAGAAAAACCCCAACGCACGUUUCGCCGGUAAGGCGGCUUUUCAAGUCCCUUAAACCUCUGCUGGAUCUUAUGGUCUUAGAUCAGACCACAACUACCGGAGCCACAGGUUCCUGAUUCGCAGAGCCCUUACAUGGUUAUGGAGCAGCCGGCCAAAUGCAGCACUUGUCUGUGCAAAAGUUCUAGGUAAGUAUUUUAUUUCUUGCAUUAUUAUUAUUAUUAUUAUUGUUAUUAUUUUCAACUUAAAAAAAAUAAUAAUAAAGAAAAGAAUUAUGUUUGCCUUUAGUUCCUACUUUUUUUGUUUAUUGAUUAUUCACGCACUGAUCACCUUUGUGCUUCUCAUUGUUUAAAAAGUAAAUGGAUGCACUAGUGCAAAUAAAUGUAAGCUCCUUUCUAUUUGCUCUCUUUAUUUUGACACGCCACUUUGACAUUAGCAGUGCAGCAUGAGAGUAGCUAGGGUGUAUGCACUGGGAGAGACCUAAACUGUAGUGGGUUUUGGUGCAUAACGCACUCCAUUAAAGAAUUGCUCAUGCUAAAAUAAUCUGUGGUGAUCCACAGACAACCUCAUUAUUUGCCUCGCAGUUCUUUUUUGUAUAACAUUUGUAUUGUUGGUGAAUUUAACUUUUUUCUUUCAUUUUUUUUUUUCUUUCUAGGAUAUUCCUGAAGAAAUUCUGAAGAAUCUUGUUACAGAAAUCCAGCAACCGAGGAAAAUUCCCAAGAGACUGGAUGAAUACUCCAGGGAGGAAGUUGAAGCAUUUCCCAGACUUUGGACUCCGUAAGUGUGCAUAUAUUGUUAUACUUAUUAUUAUGAUAUUUAUAUAGCGCCAUCAAAUUCCACAGCACUUUACAAUGUGUGGACGAACAGACAGUAGUAACCAGACAAGUUGGACACACAGGAACAGAGGGGUUGAGGGCCCUGCUCAAUGAGCUUACAUGCUAGAGGGAGUGGGGUAAAAUGACACAAAAAUGUAAGGAUAGUAUUAGACUAGUGACAGUUGCAGAAGAGGAGUCAGUCAGGAGCUAUUAACAGUUUAAUUGAUACGCUUUUAUGAAGAAGUGGGUUUUUAAAGAUUUUUUUGAAGGAGUGGAGACUGGGUGAGCAUCUAACGGAGGAGGGAAGCGAGUUCCACAGGAACGGUGCAGCCCUCGAGAAAUCUUGAAGGCGAGCAUCAGAGGUGGGAGUACGGACAGAAGACAGACGUAAGUCUGCAGCAGAUCGUAAGGGCCUAGAUGGGACAUACUUGUGUAUAAGGGAGGUUAGGUAGGUGGGGGCAGGAUUAUGUAGAGAUUUGAAAGCAAGAACCAGAAUUUUAAAUUGAGCUCUAUAUUUUAUUGGAAGCCAAUGUAGGGACUGACAGAAGGGUGAGGCAUGGCAGGUGCGGGCGGACAGGAAGAUGAGCCUCGCCGCCACAUUCAUUAUGGACUGUAACGGCGCAAGUUGGGAGCACGUAAGACCACUGGGAAGCGGAUUACAGUAGUGAAGGCGAGAAAGGACAGUGUAAUGGACCAACACAUUAGUCGCAUCUGGCGUUAAGUAGGGGCGGAUGCGCACAAUGUUUUUGAGAUGGAAAUGACAGGUAUUGGCAAUAGAAUGAACAUGAGGCUUGAAGGAGAGGUUGGAGUCAAAGAGAACACCUAGGCAGCGAGCCUGCAUGGUGGAACUGAUGGUAGCACCGUGGACUUGGAGGGAGGGAGACACAGGAGUAACAACACUUGAGGGAGGAAAGACCAGAAUUUCAGUUUUGGUCAAGUUUAGUUUAAGGAAGUGGGCAGCCAUCCAGUUAGAAAUAGCAGAGAGGCAGUCAGAGACACUAGUCAAGAGAGAUCAGGAGAGGACCGGUAGAUUUGCGUGUCAUCUGCAUAGAAAUGAUAUUGGAAGCCAAAGGAGCUAAUGAGUUUACCAAGGGAGGCAGUAUAGAUGGAGAACAGUAGGGGACCAAGGACUGAACCUUUGGGGACACCAACAGAGAGGAGUUGGGGAGAAGAAGCAGAGCCAGAGAAAGAAACACUGAAAGAGCGCUGGGAGAGGUAGGAGGAGCACCAGGAGAGCAAUAUCUUGUAGACCGAUAUUGCGGAGGAUGAGAAGAAACUGUUGAUGAUCAACAGUGUCAAAAGCCGCAGACAGGUCAAGGAGAAUUAGGAUAGAGUAGUGACCACGAGAUUUUGCAGCGAGUAGAUCAUUGGAUACUUUGGUCAGUGCUGUUUUCACAGAGUGCUUAGCACAGAAACCAGACUGAAGCGGGUCUAGCAGAUAGUUGGACUCGAGGAAGUCUGUUAAUCUCGCAUACACAAUUCUUUCAAGGAUCUUGGAUGCAAAAGGCAGUAGUGAGAUAGGACGAUAGUUGGAUGGGGAGUUAGGGUCAAGAUUGGGCUUCUUUAGAAAUAUAUUAUCUAUAACAACAUUUAAAUGGUCUUUACUCCGGAAAAUAAAAACAGACAUAUUGGUGACCUUUAUUCCAUCACAUUUUUGACUUUAUAUCCUCACAUUUUGGCUUUUUAUUUGGAAAUAAAACCAGAUACAGAAAAAUGGUGAUUUAACAUUUCUUUUAAAUGCCAGCUUUUCUACUUAAUUUCUAGAUAAUGUUUCUGUUUUAGAGUUUAUGUAGUAAAUGUAUAACAAGUUUUUUAUUUUAUUUUUUAUUUGAUCAACAGUGGGGGUAUGUUUAUAUGCUUGUGCUUUAUCUAAUAAACUAAUGUGUAACAUCUACAGAUCACAGAUCAUGAGAAAGAAAAUUUAAAACUCUUCCAAGCAUACUCAAUUAUACUGAAAGACUGCUUUGAUCAACAAUCCUUAAAUGUAAUACAGCAGUUUGCAAGUGUGUGCACACAGCAUUAUCCCUCUUAACAGAUCCAGACCACAUUUCUCUAGGCAUCCUUUGGAGCUAGCCUAGCGUGCUAUUUUAAAGAUAUCAUUUGAGUUGAAGUGUAGGUUAGGAUCUAAGUGAAGCAACUGUUUAGCAGCAUAAAGUGUUUCAACUUCUUGGGUCUCAUCUACAUUACAUUGGCAACACUCAUUUAAAACACUGUUUAGUAGACAAGUCUACUACAACAAAAUAUACUCAGUAUUGUCAAUUUAGAUUUCUGACCUACAUUUAUGAUGAUGUUCAUACACUAUAACAGCUUCCACUCUUCUGGGAAGACUUUCCUCAAGAUUUUGGAGUGUUUCUGUGGGAUUUUUUUGCCCAUUCGUCCAGUAGAGCAUUUGUGAGGUCAGGCACUGAUGUUGGAGGAGAAGACCUGGUCGCAAUCUCCGUCCCAGUUCAUCCGAAAAGUGUUUGAUGUGGUUGAGGUCACUGCUCUGUGCGGGCCAGUCCACAAACUGAUCAAACAGUUAUGGAUCUUUGUGCACUGGGGCACAGUCAUACUGGAACAGAAAAGGGCCCUUCCCAAACUGUUCCCACAAACUUGGAAGAAUGGCAUUGUUCAAAAUGUCUUAGUUUGCCAAAGCAUUAAGAUUUCCAUUCACUGCAUGGAAGGUGCCUAGCUCAACCCCUGAAAAACAGCACCGUAUUAUUAUCCUUCCUCCACCAGACUUUACAGUUGGCUCAAUACAGUUAGUCGGUAACGUUCUCCUGGCAUCCGCCAAACUCACUCGCCCAUCAGACUGCUAAACAGAGGAGCGUAAUUCAUCAUUCCGCCGUACACGUUUCCACACUUCCCGAGUUCUUUACACCACUCAAUUCACCACUUGGCAUUGUACUUCGUGAUUUGAGGCUUGCAUGCAGCUGCUUGAGGGUGAGACCUAACAUAUGUUAAGUGAUACAUGAUGAGUAGGGAUGCACCGAAAUUUCAGCUGCCGAAAUUUUCGGCCAAAAAUGGGCCUAUCCUGUUUUGGCCGAAAACUGGUCAUAUUUGCUGAAAUCUCCUGGAACACUGUCUCUCUUCACACCAAGAUACAGAGAAAGAUAGACAGUGUCACCACAGUACACACCUGUUAAAGUGAUCUGAACCUGUCCUAUGGGGCUCAGAAAAAUGUGAGUGUACCAAUAUAGAACUAUAUUGACUGUAUGAUAUUGGUUAUAUUGCACCAUAAAAGUGUUUAUUUUAGGUUAUUUCUACCUUACCCAUAUAGUAAGGGGUAAGUGAUUUAAUUUAUAGUGCUUCACAGUUUGACUGGAGUGGGUGUAUAUGCCACACAGUUGAUGUUUUAUUGUACAUAUUGUUGUGAAUGUGAUAGACAUUCACACAAAGGUGGCAGCAGCUUAUUAUUCAAUAAUUUUCUGUUCACAUUCAAAUUAAGCGCCUGAUAAACAAAUAUACAUCUUUCAUGGAGCAUUAUUUAGUUUACAUUUUUUUUCUAUACUGUAUGAAAAGUAAAACAAAAAAGCUUGAAAAUAAAACAUUUAUACAGCCCUAGUGCUAAUGCCAAAUAUAAAUCAAAUCAAUCAUCUUUAUCCAUCUCUCCCACUGUGUUGCCUUAAACGCAACAAGUGUGUGUGGGUGGGGAUUCUGUAAAAUUAAUCCAUCAAAAUUCUUGCUUCAUACACCAGUAAUAAUGGGGCAGGUGGCAUGGAGCAUUAACUUUGUACGGAAUAAUUCUAGAGGUCCUUGUGUUCUCCUUGCAUCUGCAGGUUGCAUAUGCAGUAGGACCAUUGAUUUCAAGUGUGUGUGGUGUGUUUUUGUAUGUGCUUACUGCUUAAAGAUCUCCAAGGCAUUAACCCGUCUUAAACACUGGAGUGAAACCUCAAAGCAUUGAUAUAAGAAUCUCUGACAUCUGAAACUCAGGCAGUCUGCAGGCAGGCCAUGAAUCACAAUGUGUGGUUAAUCCAAUGUAAUAAGUACAUUCUGUGCAUUUAUUUCCCUAUUACUUGCUUAGUUCCCUUUGUCCUCGCUUGCCAAAGCUUUCCGGUCUGCAAUGGGGUCCUUCUAUAAAGAUCUCUUUAUAUUGUAUCCCCAUGUUCUCUUGCAAUCAUUGUUUAUCCAGGAUCUCUUGGUCCUCGGUGUCCAUGUUUGGAGUAUGAAUGUGCUAUGUAUUUAAGUUCCCUUCUUAAAAUCAUCAAUAGAAAUGAAUCGCAACCCUCCAUUUCCAGAACUUUCAAUGUGUUUAGGAGUGUUAAGUAAUCAUAAAAGAAUGCUUUGAAGUCAAAUGGAAAUGUAGAACUCCAUCUCCGGUGGGAAGCUUUGUCACGCCUACUGUAGCAUUGACGUCCUGUGAAAUAAGGACAUAGGGAUAUUUCUGGGGAAAUCAUUAUGCAGCUUUUUGGAAAUAGCCAGCCAAGCUUGAAAUUAUACAUUCUAAACCAUGAAAACCAUUUCUCUGGACGGCUCAUCUUCAUCCCUAGUAAUUGUCAAGUGCUUUAGAGAAGGAGAUCUGGUGCUAUGCGAGUCAUUUUAAUUUCAGAGAUUUUUUUUUUUUCCCUGCUUAUUCUAUUCUGCUUCUCCCUUUAAUGGGUUUUAGCAUUUCAAACACAUUUGUAGUCUACAUGCCUAUUAUAUAUUUUUAUUAGGGAUUUUUUUGUUGGUGUUUGAUUGUAGAACACAUCUUCCGAUGUCAGAUGUAUGGUCAAAGUGCUGCCUUUAAGAGUCUUUGUUUGGACCCUUAAAAUGUCUUUGCUCUGUACAAUUUAAUUGUUGAUGUCAUCGCUUACAAUGUUUGACGACCCUGUUCUACAUUCUAUUUAUUUGUAAUUUUUUUGCUUUGUUUGAUAAUUCAUAGAAACAUAUUCAUUCUGACUGUAAGUGCUACGUUCCUUUGGACUGCAAACUUUACAUAAUUAUAAACCUUUUUGCGGAUUUCUGUUAGUAAAGGCAUUGCACUGAAAUAGAAAAUAAAUCUAAAUGAGAUAUAUUUUAUGUGAUUAAAUUGCUGCCAUGCCUAAAUAGCAUGUAAGAUCCGUGCUGCAGCCAUGUAGUAUAAAAAAUUGCUCAUAAAACAACACAAGAACAGUGUUUUUGUAAUCUGCUCUAAAUCUGCCAUAGGUUUUCUGGUGCAUGUUACAAAACCAGGGUUUCAAAGUAUGUUACCAACAUUCAAUUCCAUAUGGGGUCCACGGUUAGCUAGCAAUCAAUGUGCGUUGUAGUACUAGUUUUGAUUUAUUUUGUGGUUUGUUUUUUAAAUGCUUAGUGGAAUGAGUUCUGUUCAGCCACUUGUGAGUUUUAGGGGGAAUAUUUGACUCUCAGGAAUUUUGGAAAUAUUUGAAAUGCAUUGAUAACACUUCAAUAGGUUACAUGCUGGAUAUGUUAAUGCAUGCUUGGGGCCACCACGAGCUGAUGGAUAUUUUGUUACUGUAGUAAAUAUAUAUCAUUGUGUUACAUUGUUUUUUAAUUAUAUUUUUUUACUGGUUCAGAAUUUAAAGAAGCCUUGGUCCCUUUCAAGGAAAUAAUGUUGAGCUGUAACACUUGAAAGACAGGAAGCAGAAAUUCAUGCAAAACGUUAAUAUUGUCCCUUCAACGGAUGGGAAUUUGGCUGAGCUCCUCCAAUGACCAGAGUCUUCUUGUUUAUUGAAUAUAUGCAGACUAUAAUGUUCAUUGAACAGUCUGUAAGGCUAGGUUGCCAGUGUUUCUGCCUACAUAUGUUAACAUCGAACACAUAUACCACAGAUGUUAUUAAAUAGGAGGUAAAUGCUAGAGCUUCUUUAAAGUGCCCUGAUAUUCUUAUCAGUCAUACCGAACAGCGUUUCGAUGGCCAAACAGUUAUAUUAAGGCAUGUAAUGAAGGUGUGACAGGGGAGCUACUAGAACAUAUCGAACAACAUUUCAAGUAGACAGAGUGACACUUUAAUUGUAUUGGUGUGAGUGGAGCUGUGACCAGGGGUUAGGCUGUUCUGAGAAAUUUGUGUUUACUUACCAAUAACAAUUUAUGCAUCUAAAAUGAAAUUUGGAGCAAAAAUAAUGCAAGUGCUCCACUGUUUUGCAAACAUUUCUAAAUCAGAAAUGACACAAUAUUCUAGGUUUUAUCGUGGUGAGUGUUAUACAAUCCUGAAAAUUAAGCUUUUUAAGCUCCCAGAACAGGAAAGCCUUGGCGCAUGAAGGACUUUGUCUACCAAAGAGGGACCACACAUGAGACAUAUCUAUCAAGGAAAGAGGGUUCUAAAUUCUAUAAGACAGUAUAAUACUUUAGGGUAGAUAUUUUGUAAACUAAACUCCUUUCAAAAGUUGAUGGAUUAGUUAACGGAUUAGAAACCCAAUCUUGCGGUAAUCAAGAGGCUUUUGGAUGUGUUAUUUGGAUUAAUCCCUCUACCCGACAUAAUGGGAUUCAGUGCUUAGUCUUGACAUAUAGAUGAUCAGAGGUGUUUAAUAAUCUUGCUAUCCUUUACAAUAGUAUCAAGAUAACUUGUGUGUUGAGUUGUUUUUUUUUUUUUUUUGUUUUUUUAGCAAGAAAGGUAAUUAUAAGUAAAUUAAGUCCUUGAAGUUGUAUAAUUUAGUUUGUUUAACAGUAAGAAUUACAGGAGAAUUACAUGCAUUGUUUCUAACUAAAUAUUUGAGACAAUUUAAAUCAUUUUGAUUCAAUCUAAAUGAUUGAACCUAAGUUGACUUUGUCAAUAAGCUUCCUGCUCUGGGCAGAACUAUGAUUAUUAUUUGCUGUUUUGAAGAUAAUUUCUUUUUGUAAAUUCUUGGCUUUGGCAUGACAAAAAAAGUCACAUAAGUCAUAAAAAUCUAGACUGAUUAUUUAGCUUAUUGCAAAAUGGCCCUGUUGCCUGGGGGCUAAACUAUACAUACUAUAAAGGUGUAGGGAAUAAGUUCACAUCCCAAAGACCAGAAUGAGAGUCUCAAGAUUAUCGGUUUUAUAUUUUUUGUUUUGUUUUUAUGUUUGCAUAUUUUUAUCUUACAUAUAAUAUAUUACAAAAUGGAAGUUACUUCCAGUCUUCCUUUUAAAGGAACUUUCUCAACCUUAUAAUAUGUUCAACUCAUUGACCAUGGCUCACCUUUAAAGGGAUACUCUAGUGCAGGGAAUAUAAAGCUGUAUUCCUGGCACUAUCAUUCCACCUGCCCCCCAUUGAAUCAAUGCUUUCCUAUGGGAAAAAAAUCUGACACUGGAGGUUCUCAUGCAGAGUGUGAGGACAUCCAGCGACAGAUACCGGACCAAACCAGGAAGCCCUCUAGUGGUUGGAGGCAGACUUAGUGCUGCAAUGUAAACAUUACAUUUUCUCUGGAACUGAGAUUUUUAACAUUGCUGCACUAAGGGCAAUAGGGACACUGUAUCCAGACCACUUCAAUGAGCUGAAGUGAUCUGGGUGCCUACAGUAUCCCUUAAGGAUUAAACCAUUUUGCCAAGGUUGGGGCUCGGUUGCCUGACACUGCUGCCCCAAGUUUCCUUUCUCUCUGCCUCUGCAGUAUGAGGAAGGUUAUACCGGGACGGCCACUGGUAGGAGCAGAGGAUCAGGUUUUUCUCUGAGAUAUAUCUGACCUACCCAUUGAGACAAAUAGCACAUACUAUUGUACAACAAGUGAUUGGUUGACCGCGUUAGCCUAUAAUAUGAAAACUGGUAAAAGUGUUCAGACUUGAUAUGUCUCUAUUUGAACCAGACAGGAGCUAGCUAAAAUGAAUUGUGCUACCUCCCCAUACUAUAUACUUCACAUAGUGGUGAUACUUCACUAGGAUGAGAUCAUCUCUCUGCCAUUGUGACAACCAUGGAGUUUUUGGGCAGAGGCCAUCAAAAUCUUGCUGCAUCUAUGUGAACCCCUUCAACAAAAUAAUGCUUAGAUUAAGAUAUAGAACCAUAGGCUACCCAUGAACUGGUCCAAUUUGUUUCAUUUCCUGUGUAAUAAGGUCCUGAUAAUGCCUAAUGUCUUCGUCCUAUGUUUGCUAUUCACGCUAACCACAUAGUGAAAAUGUUGUACAUAAACUUUAGAAUUCCGUUUCUUCUCAUCCUUUUAUUUAUUUGGCGGUCUAUUCACUAAAUUCCGAAUGGUGAACACACAGCAUCUGAAUGCUGCUUGGCAGUUUUAACCCAUUCAGAUUUGUAGAACAGGCAGAUUAACCUGAAUUAACACUUGCUUUUGGCUACAGUUCAGUUGUCUGUUUAAAUUAUCUGCAUUCCCCAUAUAACAUGGGUGAUUCAGCUCUUUGCAAACCAGACUAGCCUCAUUUGCUUAUUCAAAUUGCACCUAAAAUGCUAAUCCCAUAUCAUCCUAAUGCCACCACAAAACACCAUGAUCAUGUUAAGGAUACCCCAAGCCUAAAUGAUUCCCGUCCCAACAUUAGUGCGUAUUUUUGUGUAUUUUCUUAGUAGCAGUGACAUUCAGUUCCAGUCCAGCUGAUCUAUUUUGAAAUAAAUCUCACUGCAGCAAGGCGAUCCAUUCUGCUCUAAAUAAUGUAAAUAAUGAGUUCUCAGUGAACUCCGUGAAACACAAAGGACUUUUAACAACUCAAUGUAAGCGAAUUAAGCCAAAUGCAAUCAGCCAAAAAAAGCAGUUUCCUAAAGACUGCUUUUAAGUUGUAUUCUGUACUAUUUCUAACAGCUGAUUUAACAUCUGUAAAACGGUUCCUGGCAGUUUACCAGUUCCCUAUAUUUAAAGGUUAAUCGUGUCAGCAAUUUAAAAAAUGGGGAUUUACACAGAGAUGUAACACAAAUUUUGAGAAUACUUAAAAUGAACCAAAGGCGCUUUUCAGAUAUUGCUGACACCAGUAAUUUGUAUAAAAAACUAAAAACUGUAAUUACCCUAUUUACAAAUCAAUUAUAUACAAAGAAAAAGGUUUCAAGCACCAAAUUAUAGGGAACACUAUUCUAGCUGUCUGGUUGAGAACCUCAAGACAGGCUCAUUUUUGAGUUUCUAGCUAAGACAGAUGGUUAUAACGGCUAAAGGUGUGAAGAUUCCCAGAAGUCUAUACCAAAAACACAGAACGGUGAUUAUAUAGAAACUAUAGAAUGUUAAUCAUCAAGCUGACAACUUAAUUAACUUAACAGGUCCAUAAUACCUAAAUAAAGAUGGGGAUUAAAUGAAAUAGCACAGAUACGUUCAUGUAAGUAAAAAUAAAUGAAUGUUAUUUUUAUUUGCAUUUAACCCUUUAAGGACACAUGACGUGUGACAUGUCAUGAUUCCCUUUUAUUCCUGAAGUUUGGUCCUUAAGGGGUUAAUGGGCACUCUAAGCACCCUAGUUAUUAAUCUCAGUCUAGUGCUUAUGGUGGUUGAUAGCAUUGGAAGACCAGCACUAUCAAAACUAUAGCUGCUGACUAAUUUGGACCGAGUUUAAAUUAGCAACUUGGAAAUAUAUUGUAUUAUCCAAGUGGCUGUAGAGGGAGAAGGCUAUAUGUGCAGGGCAGAGCCCCUUGAUUUUUCUCAAAUUGUUCCCUGUAACUGAGCUCCUGUACUCUGACAGAGUACCUCCGCCUAAUCCGCUUACUAGGUGUUGGGGAGAGCGCCUGGAACGCUUCAGCCCCAGUUGUCAAAGCUUGACUGGGGUAUCUCUAAAACUCUUCCACCCAACCAGACUCUUCUUCCAGGCAGGUAUCGUCCCCUCUGCCUAUUCCUCUGCAGCUUUCCUUCCAGGAAGGUAUCGUCCCCUCUGCCUAUUCAUCUGCAGCGUUCCUUCCAGGCAGGUAUCGUCCCUCUGCCCAUUCCUCUGCAGCUUUCCUUCCAGGCAGGUAUCGUCCCCUCUGCCUAUUCCUCUGCAGCUUUCCUUCCAGGCAGGUAUCGUCCCCUCUGCCUAUUCCUCUGCAGCUUUCCUUCCAGGCAGGUAUCGUCCCCUCUGCCUAUUCCUCUGCAGCUUUCCUUCCAGGCAGGUAUCGUCCCAUCUGCCUAUUCCUCUGCAGCUUUCCUUCCAGGCAGGUAUCGUCCCCUCUGCCUAUUCCUCUGCAGCUUUCCUUCCACGCAGGUAUUGUCCCCUCUGCCUAUUCCUCUGCAGCUUUCCUUCCACGCAGGUAUUGUCCCCUCUGCCUAUUCCUCUGCAGCUUUCCUUCCACGCAGGUAUUGUCCCCUCUGCCUAUUCCUCUGCAGAUUUCCUUCCAGGCAGGUAUCGUCCCCUCUGCCUAUUCCUCUGCAGCUUUCCUUCCAGGCAGGUAUCGUCCCCUCUGCCUAUUCCUCUGCAGCUUUCCUUCCAGGCAGGUAUUGUCCCCUCUGCCUAUUCCUCUGCAGCUUUCCUUCCAGGCAGGUAUCGUCCCCUCUGCCUAUUCAUCUGCAGCUCUGCUCAUAGUGAUUGCUUCUGUCUUUCAUUUGUGGCUCUCAGGCUUAGCUCUCUUCAUUUGCCCCUGGGCUAGAGGGAUCGUGCAGCCAGCCAACAGGUCCGAAGAAUCUGUUACUGGGAUCCCUAAAAAUCCACACAGGACACACUGUUCCAAAAGGAACUAAUAUUCCAUACUUCAUUUUUACUCGAGACUAGCCCAUAUGCUCAUAACAUUUGCUGUGACACUUCAUUGAAAUACAAAUAUAAAAAGCAUUAGUAAACAAGCAAUUAAAAUGAAUACAUGCACUAUAUAAUACCAGUUAUGGUUUCAAACACAGUAAAAAGCAAUUAUAUAUAAUUUUCUACGUAUUUGGUUGUUCUCAUUUGCAUACAAUUCUUAUGUAAAUGAACACACAUCUAGACAGCAGAGGGAGCAGGAGAGUUAUGCAGUUACAUUGAAUAGUUUGCACAUUGAUUGCUGCUGUCACACACUGCUUUCAGGGACUCCUGGGACCAGGUCCAUAGAGAGGCCUUCAAGCCUCUCCAAAAGACCAUGGCACUCCCAAACAGUGCUGAUAAGAUGUAAAAUGCUGCCCACAUACACUUUGCACCAUAACUGAGCUGUUGUGGUUAUGGUGCUUUAACUUCUGCAAGAAGUGAGAGCUGCAGCUAGUGAAGAAAACAGCACUGUAUUCUGACUUGAAUCCUUUCCUGUUUUCAAAAUGAGUUUGUGUUUGUAAAUACUAUUAUAUUGAUGUAUUAAAUAACACAUAACUAGUUGUAAAUCGAUAUAUGAUUAGUUUGCAUGAUUUUUUUAGUUUAGUAAUUCUAUUAUUUUUUUUAUAUAUAGCUCAAUAUGUCUAAAACUGUUAUUCAGUUUUUUCCUUCUCAUCUUAAUCUUUUUUUUUUUUCUUGUAUUUUUUUGGUGGGGAGGGUUGAGAGGGGUGAAAUACUCCUAGUACCAGAUGGUUAGUUCUGAACUUCUUAAUUAUUGUAUUUAUGAAACACAUUAUCUGUUCUUCAUUCUGUAGAGCUUUUAAAAAAGGGCCAUUCUUAAAGUCCUUGUUCUGACAAAACACCUCCAUGGUUCUUUGAUGUUUCAACAACCGUUAAAAGCAAUAAAACUCCCAGCUUUGUAAUUUCCCAUAUCCACUAAUUAGCAUAAUUUAAAAAAAAUUAUAAUAUUUACUGAACUUGACAUAAUUCAAUUAGACUGACAACCGUGAUGGACUGCUGUAACUCUGGUCUGUGAAGUUAACACGAUUAACCACACUUCUUUUAACUUGAAGUCUAGAUGCAUUAAGAAAAUGCCCAAUUUUCUGUCCUUGGGGAAUUUAUUUCAUUGUUGAUAUAAUUAAGUUUUCACUAUUUAAGAAACGCGGUAAAAUAAGAACGUGCCUGCUUGUAUCUUUUCUCACGUACAUAAGAUGAAAUGUUUCAGAAUGUAUUCCAUUUGAUAUUCUGAGAAUUUGUGUAAAAAAAAAAAAAAGGUUUAUGAACUUUACAUAAUUAUUUGUGUGGCAUUUAUUUACCAUAAAUGGGACAAAUGAAUGCCACACAAAUCUAAAAUCCAUCAGUCCUGAUAACAAGGAAUAUCUGGUUGUUACUAUACAUUAUUUAUAAAGUGCCAUCACAUUCCACAGCGCUGUCCAUGGGCACUACGGUACAAGUAAAAAGACACAAUGCAAUAUAACUGAAGCAACGCAAUAUUUGACAAACAAAUACACUUGGAGAUGAGGGCCCCAGUCCAUUGGGAAAUAAAUUAAACAAUAAAAUAGUGUGUGAUAUAUAGAAAAAUGAAGUUAGUGAGAUUGACCUAGCACCUGUAAACGGUAAUAUGCUAUGAACUUGAUUUCCAUUGUGAAGAAUGCAAACAUUGAUAACAAGUCUGCUGUUCGUGACAAGGGUGUCACGACUUCUGGGACUCUCGCACCGGCGUGACCACAUAUGUUCAGUGUGGCCACGGCAAAAUAGACAAAUUAUACGCAAAAUAAAUCGCUGCACCUUCCUCUUGUGUUCCGGUCCCAAGCCGGUGUGGUGUUCUAGGAGAAGCCGUCCACUGCGGUUCCGGUUUAAAUACCAUAUAUAUCUCCUACAACAAAGAUGGCGCCGAAGAGCGUGCAACGUCAAGUCAUCAACACGCACGCACAAUUUGGGAUCAGAUCUGGAAAAAUUUAAUAAUACAAGUGGAUUUAUUUUGGCAUUAAUGGAAAUUGCUUAUUUGGCAUGUACUAAAUACAGCAAUUGAAAUACAUCCCAAACAUGGAAAAACAGUGAUGGAAAUAUUGCACCGAGUAGCCUGAUUACUUCCUUAUGGUUAUGAUCAGGAAGCCUAGCAAUUAUUGAGUGCCCAAUUCAUUCAUAUUUGAACAUACUACAGAAGAGCAUAAGGGGGCAUUAGGGUGUUCAUCCAUGAGCUAACGCUUAACAGGUUGGGGAUUAUACAGACAAUGUCAUCUUGCAUUACCAGCAACAUAGAAGACAUAGAAAUUAUUAUAUAACUGUAGCAGAGCUCCAAUACCUCGGCUGGGUAUCUCCACUGAUUCCUCCUUGUAGCUAGAAGAAGCGCUGGCUCGUGAUUAUAACUCUCCCCCCAGUAACUAGACGACACAUAGUUCUGGGAGUACAACUAUUUUUAUUAAGCCUAAUGCAGCCUUUCAUGAUAGGCUCCCCAGCAUAGGGAUCUCCAUUCAAUACACUAAGUGCCCUUCCAGGCCCCUCUGUCGCUAAACUGAUUAUCUCCCAGGCACAGAGGGCUCUUCACAAAAAACACCUAAGAAACACAAGAAAAUUGCACAGGAACCCCGGAUAGAUCUGGUCCGAACUCUCAUGUUGGCAAAAAUAGCGUCUGGAUCCAUGAAGAUAAGCCAAAUCGCCACCGGGGUAAAGUUUUGACCAGCCGUGCAUGAGGUCUAAGCCCAAAAUAGUUCCAGCACGAAUGGGGCCUUUGCCGGUCAAAUGUCGAGAGCUCCUGUGGUCAAACAAAAGGUGGCUCCCUCUGGCUCUCUGGGAGCAAUUGUUCCAUUUAGUGCCUUCAUGCCAAAUAGGGCUGGUCAGGAAGUGGGGCAAAACAGUGAGCCAAAGUGACAGGCCAUGCGAGGUAAAGUGGCUGAGUUGGAGAUCCAUGCGGUUUGCGGCAAAAUUCCGCUGGGGACCUUUUGCUACUUUGUGUGCGAAUGCCUACCUGUAAGAUGUCCACUGAAAAAGAUAUGUUUUUCUUUUUUUGAUAUUGUCCAAUAUAUUUUGCAUACAUGAAGUUUUUCAAAGCUAUGCAGUAGGUAUCUUUAAACAGCUUGGCUCAGUAACUCAAACAUAAAAAAUAUAAAUUUUUAUGUAGGAGUCACUCCUGCCAGUGUUGGCAGCCCCUUAUGCUUACCAGGUUGUGCCUUUAGGCUGCCCGUCUGACUAUAAGUCCUGACUUACUUAAAAAGUCAAUCUGAUUGAUUGGAAUUGCACAUGUAGGACAAUUAUUGACGGAAUGGCAGAUUGACGAAAGAUCUUCAUAUUUUAUUAAAUAAGGACUGAAAAUUGAAGUGUACUUUGUUGUAAAUCUUUGUAUGGAAGAAUAUUUUUUUUUUCUCUUCUACUUGAUUUUUUACCCCUUUUAACUGGGAGUUGAAUAAUUGAUAUUAAUACAAUACAUUUUAAAGAGUAAGGGGUACUUAAUAUAAAGGACUAUGUAUUUUUGUAAUAUUUUUAGAGUUCAUUUUUUCAGAGGCAUAGAUAAUGUAUUGCAUUGCAUUUUGUUUUGUAAUGGAUUUUGCAGGUUUAGUUUGUUAGAUUAAAUCGUUUAGUUCUGUUUUAAAAGCAAACCCACUUUCUAAUCUACAAAUGCCGUAGGCAUUUAGAUAAGCUUAAUAAAGAUAGUGUUCAAAAUAUCAUCUUUCUCCAACAAUUCAUUGUUUUUUUUGUAAAAUAGUAGAAUGUCAAAACCCUAAAACACGUGUUUCUAAUUAACGAGGCGAGACUGAGUGACAUUCUUACUGUUCAAGAGAUUAAAAGGAAAUGCUUGGGUAGACUUCAAAUGGAACCCAGUGACAACAAGUAGCUUGGUUUAACUGUGAUCUUUCCUUCAAAGGCAACAGAAGACAUGCUUGACUUUCUCAAAGCUUGGUUAAGCACAGAUAACAGGAAUGUAUUUGAGGCUAUGUUCAGACAUGAAUGAAAAGGAAGACAUUAAUGAAUGGUGGAGAGUCUUACAACUGGUAGUAAAAUUUGUCAAAUCCCAUCUGCUAUAUUUACAAUCAAAAUUUACCUUUGACUUGUUUAUUCAAUCAUAGGGCUUUCUCCCCAUUUGCACAGUGCGUUGCUAUAAUGUUCUUGGUUCCUCUCCCCGGGUGCUAUAUAAAAGGACAAAAAGGGGUGACUAUUGAUGAGUAGCAAAAAUUGCCGAUUAGCUUAUUGUGCUGGGCUAACAGUAAGGUGACCAAUUAGGAUUUUUUUUUCGGGGGAAAUACGUCAAUUUCCAGUUUUCCAGGAAUUCUGAUCAUGUGAAAAGUAAUAAUAUAUGUGUGUCUGUCACGGUACACUCAACUAUAUAUAUAUAUAUAUAUAUUUCAAACAAAGGUUUCAUUGCCUUAAAAUAUCCAUUUUAAGCAUUUGCCCACUCCCACCAGGUGUCAAUCGGUUGUAGAUGUCAAAGCAAGGACUGAGUGAUAGGGAAAAGGAGCGAACCUGCUCUUCUUUACAGAGACAGUCGACUAGUGAAAUGCCCAACGACCUCUGACUGUGGCCUCAAUGGGCAAGGGGUAGAAGUCAAGUGGUAAUAUGAGUUCCUAAACAAAAUAGAUAAUUUACUUAUCACUAUGAAAAGAAUAUAUUUACUGCUUUAGAAGCUGUUCUAUAUUUAGGUGUUUUGACAGGUUGACUUUAAAUUUGAGUUCUGGCCCUUGCUGUGUUUUUGCCAAUGAUCUCAUUAUAGUAAUAUUAAACGUUAACAUUUUUUUUAAUAAUUCUUUAUUUUUGUUGUGCGUAAGUUUAUAACAAUUGCUUGUGAGGUACCCCAACGGCAAUCCUCUAGCACAUUUCAAACAAUGUAACGUGAGGGUACAGGAAAAAUCUAGCACAAGUUUUUAUAUAUAGAUAUAUACGUGGUUAAGUCGAGUAGUAAACAACAUGUGUUGUGGUAGUUUAGUCUCUUCUAUGACACAAUAGCAACAAUGCAUAAUAGUAUGGUUAGGUUGUGAAUAGACAUAAGCCUACAGACAUUUGUACAGUUAUACAGUCUAGUAGGUGUAUAUACAGGCAAGCCCUCAGUUUCUCUAUAGACUUUAAACAGGCUGGGGUUGCUAUAUUAUUCCUCACCAGCUAGUAAAAUAGUGCCCAUUCGUUGAGCAUUUACAUAGUAAUAGUUAACGAUCUAACACAUGCUUAACUUAGGUCUAGAUCUAGGUUCUGAGUGGAAUCAAUUGCUUAUACAAAAUCUAUCGAUGGGUUGGGGUUUUGACUUCUCACCGAGGAAGUCGCGGGGGGGCGGGGGCAGGAGAAGGUAUAUUCUCCCCGGAGCUUGUGGUGUUCUGAGGAACAGUGACGAGACAGCAAAACAUAAAGACCUUAAAAAACAAGUAUAGGGUAAAACAGUAGGUGAGCCGGCAUGCACGGCUCGAAAGCGGAGGCAGUGUCUGAUUAAUGUAUGAAAGUCGUUGGCAACCAUUAAUGCUGUUCAAAACAGCUCUUCCUCAGCUCCUGUGGAGGACAUAUAGGAGGUCGAGGGUCUGGCAAAGUGGGCCGUUCAAGUUAAGGCUCCGCUUCUCUCAGAGUUCCUAGGAGUGAAAGAGAUUACGGACUCUGGGUUCCAUGUGUGUGACGUCGUGGGGUUCUCCCUUGUUGGGGUUGGAGCUGGCAUCCCCAGUGCCCUUAGGAAAGGUUCUGCAUCCUGUAACGAGGAGAGGCUGUGCGUGGCGCCCCCCUUGGUCACUGUCAGAGACCUUGGGAAUGUCCAUUUAUACUCGAGCUUUGCCUCUCUCAGCUGAGUUGUGACUGGGGCCAGAGAUCUGCGCCAUAGUAAUGUGUUGCGGGUCAGGUCGUGGUAAAAGGUAAUGUGAGAGUUUUCAAAUGUUAGCGGGGUCUUCCCUCUGACCGCUGUGAGAAGCUUAAUUUUGUCGGUCACGGAGUGACAUCGGAUAAUGACAUCUUGAGGGGCGUCCGUUGGUGCUUGUCUGGCUUUUCUGAUUCUGAAGCAGCCGUCCAAUACGAUUUUUUUUGCCUGGGCGGAUGGCAGAAGCGUCGCUAUGAGACGUCUGAGGUAAUGGGGUAGUUCUGAUGAGUCUAUGGUGUCUGGGAUCCCCCUUAAUUUUAGGUUAGCACGUCUAUUGCGGUCUUCUGUUUGGUCCAGUCUUGUGAUUAGGGUGGAUUGUGCGGCCUGCAUAUGGCAACAAGUGUCUUUUAUCUCUCUCACCUCUCUUUGGAGGUCUAGGAUGUCCUCCUCUGUGGCCCGCGUGCGUGCGGUCAUUGCUUGCAUUUUCAGACUUUAUUAGGUUGAUAUCUGCUGCAUGCAUUCUCCUCAUUUCCAUCAGGAGGUCGGCAAUAUCUUGUUUGGUAGCCGGGGUUUGUGUGUCUUGGCCGGCAGGUGACUCUGUGGCUUGGGGAGCGGUGGAUAUUUCUAAUCCAGCCCCAUGCUGUUCCCCCUCUUCUGGAGAGGCUGGUGUGCGUUCCGCCGGGGUCGCCAUCUUGGGCGCCAUGGGCCUCUGCAGCAUGUCGCCGAUAUCUUGGGUGCCUCUGCCGGCGGUUGGUGGAGGCUUUUGGGACCUGCGACCCAUUGUGUAGCCGUCCGGUUCCGCGGGAUCCUUUAGGAGGUUGGUGUCGUGUCGAGUGUCGAAUGCUGCGGCCUCCGUCGCGUACCUUGCGGUUUGGAGUGUCAGGUAGGCCCCAGAUUUUCGCCGGGUCUUUUUACCCGUUUGCGGGAACUGGAACGGCAUUCGUCUGUACCGCGGGUUCCAGGGGUACUCGGGUGGGUGUUUGAGUCGUCGGAUGACACCCUGGUACCUCGGAUUGAAGCGGGUUUCUGUCGAUUAGUCGGAGCUCUCUGAUAGUGCGUCCGUUCAGGUUCAGCUCCAGGCUCCGCCUCAACAUUUUAUUUUAUGUAGUGUUUAUACGCAUUAGCUAUUUGGUAAUACUGCAUGCAAAUAAAGUAUAGUGUAUGAUGCUUAAAAAGUAUAAAAAUAUUGACUUUUAAAGCAAAAAUCCCAACCCCAUCCCAACCUAAGCUCAUUUACGUUUUGUAGGGGCAUGAGUAUAUACUGUUUCUAUCAAUAGGCAGCCAAUGAUCUGCUUAGAGCUCACAACCGCCCAGCUAAACCUACCUCUUACUGCAACUCAGAGCGUAAGGAGGCAAGGGGACAGUAAUACUUGGCUAAACCAGGGUUAAACUAUUUUGUAAAAUAUUUUAACCCCUGAAGGUAAGACGGCGCUUGUACACUCCUGCAGCCAUAACAAGUUAAAUGAGCUUAAGUUGUGGGAGGUUGCAAAGUUGCUUUAAGUGCAUGUUAAAGGGACACUAUAGUCACCCAGACCACUUCAGCUCAAUGAAGUGGUCUGGGUGCCAGGUCCCUCAGGUUUUAACCCUUCAGAUGCAAACAUAGCAGUUUCAGAGAAACUGCUAUGUUUACAUUAGGGGUCAAGCCAGCCUCUAGUGGCUGUCUUCCGGCAGCCACUAGAGUCGCAUCUGCGAUGCUGGAGGCAUAUUAUGCCUGCAUCGCGCAGAGCGUCCAUAGGAAAGCAUUGAUAAAUGCUUUCCUAUGGACACUUUGAAUGCUCGCGUGGCACUUGCCGCGCAUGUGCAUUUGGCUCCUUUGACAUCGGACGGGGGAGCUGACGUCGGAGUGGGAGGAGAGGUCACCAGCGCCAAGGGAGCCCAGCGAUGGAUUAAGGUAAGCUGCUGAAGGGGUUUUAACCAGUGCCACGGAAGGGGGACCCUGAGGGUGGGGGCACCCUCAGGGCACUAUAGUGUCAGGAAAUCCGCUUUGUUUUCCUGACACUAUAGUGAUCCUUAAAAAAUACACAAAAACAUCAAAUUCAGAACUGCUAGUGAUACCAACUGAGGAAGCCGCAACUGUUGAAACGCGUUUCAGAUUCGAAGAUAUGCCUAUACUUUUGUCACUGCACUUUGUGUGUUUUUAAAUAUCAUUUGUUUACAAUAAAUUUUAUUUCCUGGAUAAUUCAAAUGUUCAAGUGUAUGUUUGGAAGGGGAACACCACCCUGGAAUUUAGUGUCUGCCUUACAAAUAGAGCCUAAAGAAAAAGGCUUUUUAAAAAGUGAGUGUAUGACCUUUCUUUAUUACUGUAGUAAUAAAGCCCAAGAAAAUCUCUGAAGAGCGGGAGUCCCCAGAUAUUAAAGACUCCACAGACCUUCAUUAUUGAGCCAUUACGUUUUUCUCAUUUUCCCAUUAUACAUCCCAUUUUUAUUAUAGACUAUCUGCACUAUGAUAUUUUUAUUUUUGAGGUUUUCUACAAGGAUAUAGAAACAUAGAAUAUGACAGCAGAUAAGAACCGUUAGGCCCAUCUAGUCUGCCCAAUUUUCUAAAUACUUUCAUUAGUGCCUGGCCUUAUCUUACAGUUAUGAUAGCCUUAUGCCUAUCCCGCGCAUGCUUAAACUCCUUUACUGUGUUAACCUCUACCACUCCAGCUGGAAGGCUAUUCCAUGCAUCCACUACCCUCUCAGUAAAGUAAUACUUCCUGAUAUUAUUAUGUUUAAACCUUUGCCCCUCUAAUUUAAGACUACGUCCUCUUGUUGUGGUAGUUUUUCUUCUUUUAAAUAUAGUCUCCUCCUUUACUGUGUUUAUUCCUUUUAUGUAUUUAAAUGUUUCUAUCAUACCCCCCCUGUCUUGUCUUUCCUCCAAGCUAUACAUGUUAAGAUCCUUUAACCUUUCCUGGUAAGUUUUAUCCUGCAAUCCAUGAACCAGUUUAGUAGCCCUUCUCUGAGAUCUGGAAAAUAUCCUUCUAGAGAUCUGGAAAAUACUGUUGGUUUGGUAUAAUUUUAUAUAUCAUGUUUUAUUAUUGUAUUUAUUAUUGUGUUUUUGGGGUAUAUGCCACUUAUAUAGAUUGAGCACAUAACACUUUUUUUUCUUUUAAAUAGUUCUUUAUUUUUUUUGGUGCAGGGUUAAACAUACAGGCAUGUAUUGGCCUCUGACAGAAUGAUUGAUUGACAUAGGAUAACAAGAGUACUGCACCUUUUUUUCUUCUUUUCUUUAAACAUUGUAGAUAUGUGCAUGUCAGGCAAAACGCUAAAUAAAGUAACAGGUAACCGGUAAUCUGAACUGCACAAUGAAUGUGAAGCUUAGGUGUAGAAAAUAAUAAUGAUGAACAUUACACAGUGCAUGUAAGUGGUUACUAAUGAUGCCAUAAGGCAUGUCCUAGCAUAGGUGGUGAUUACAGCAGGAAUUAUACUAAGAAAAGUAUGGAGCAUAAGAGAAGUAUCAUGCUAUAGAUGCCACUGGAUGCAAGUAAUUAGGCUACAGCACACAUUUUAUGUGAGGAGAUUAGUAGAGUAGAACAAAAAUUAUAAUAAAGCAAUAUUAAACUACCAUAUAUACUCGAGUAUAAGCAGAGGCCCCUAAUUUUACUACAAAAAACUGGGAAAACUUAUUGACUCGAGUAUAAGCCUAGGGUGGGAAAUGCAGCAGCUACUGGUAAAUUUAUAAAUUAAAUUAGAUCCCAAUAAAAUUACAUUAAUUGAAUAUUUAUUUACAGUGUUUGUGUAUAUAAUGAAUGCAGAGUGUGUGUUUGUGUGUGUAUAUAAUGAAUGCAGAGUGUGUGUAUAUAUAAUGAAUGCAGUUUGUGUGUUGUGUGUGUGUGUGUAUAUAAUCCAGUGUGUGUGUUUGUGCAGUGUGUGUAAACUGGAUGAUGGGAGGGCAUUUUUAUUUUAAUUUUUUUAAUUGUAUUAUAUUAUUUUAAUAUUAUUAUUAUAUUAUUAUAUUAUUUUAAUAUUAUAUUAUUUUAAUAAUAUUAUUAUUAUUUUAAUAUUUGUAUUAUUGUCCCCCCUCCCUGCUUGUUGCCUGUUCAGGGAGGGGGGGACAAAAAAACAUUUAAAAAAAAAAUGCAAAUAUUUAAAUAAUAAUAAUAUAAUAAUAUUAUUUUAUUAUUAUUAAAAUAAUAUUAAAUCCCUGGUGGUCCAGUGGCAUUGGCAGUUCAGUGGGGGGGCUGGCAGUGAGCUCUUGCUUACCUUCCUGCAGCUCCUGUCAGCUCCCUCCUCCUCCGUGCAGCUCCCCGGUCAGCUCCGUUCUGCUCACAGUGUAAGUCUCGCGAGACCCGCAUGUAAAUUGCCAUAAUACAGACUGACUUGAGUAUAAGCCGAGUUGGGGUUUUUCAGCACAAAAAAUGUGCCGAAAACCCGGCUUAUACUCUAGUAUAUACGGUAAUAAUAAGGCUGGUGUCGCUGUAGAGAUUGCCUGUAGCCCACUCAGAGGGGGAGGAACAGUCACUUGUCAACUGGAGUCCAGCAAUCUUGAGAGGGUCACCACACCAGACCCCAGCCGCAGCAUGCUCUGACAGGAGGUACCCUGGAGACCGAUCCAGACCAGUUGCUGACGGUGUGACUUGUGAUCUCUCUGGUUCAAACUUCCGGCACUGCUUAUUCGGAGACCUCCUUCCGUGUGAGAAUUGCUGAUGGGGACCGCCCCAGGCAGCCCGUGAUCCAGGAAUGUAGCAGCUGGCUUGAAAUUCAGACCGUCUGGUCCUGUAUGCCGGACGCGGCUUCUGUCACAUGGGAGAGGCUGCUUCGGUCAGCAGUUGGGACCCAUAAGUUCUCUCCUUGGCACUGAGGGGCAGGAGGUGUUUUGCGGUUUCGCAGUUGUGCCCAAAAUCGUGCACACAAGUUGUUGAAUGCUUGUAGAAGCAGGUCCACCAGGGUAAUAGGCCACAGCAUUGCGGCCAUCUUGAGUGGUAGGCCUCAGUCCUCCUGGUCGAUUAGAAGUACAAUGCCUUGUUGAGCAGGCCACAAGAGUUCUCCAGUGGGGACCGAGAUAUCCCCCACCAGUCCAAAGGUGGGGGGAACGGGACCCAGGUGCAGACUGUCGUCGAACUAGUGUAGAGGAGCGGCCGCCUCCCCCACCUCCAGUGUGUCAGCAGGCCUCAGAGACGACUAGCACGGACUGUAUUCAGCAGAUCCAGACCAAAGCAGGUCCAACAAACUAUAUAUUAUUCCCUGGGUGAAUAAGUAGGAUUUGAGAAGAAAUAGUGAAAAGUCUAUUAGUAGGCGUAAUAAGAGGUUGUCUGUUAGGAGCGCCAGCCAAAUGCGACUGUCUCGAUCGGCUGGCAGGCCCCCACCCACAGAACGCUUUUUGUGAAGUUACUCCACUAAUUUAUACACGGAUUGUGUUAUGAAAGCUCUCCACUUUUUUCACUUCAAUUGUAUUACAAAGCUUUGGCAAAAAAAUUACGAUUUGGAAAAAUUCCCUAAUUUAUAGUCAUGGAUUGGAAUCAUUGGCUAAAAUUGAUUUUAAGUUUGUUUUCAGUUCAAUAACAUUCAGUGUUUAGUGAGUAAAUGUCAAUAUAUUUUUACGUACCUUUACAUGCUAUUCUUAUUACUAUUACUAAUUAAAUUCACAUGAUAUAGAGCUUCUGAAUAUAAAAAUGGUGCAAACCAUUUGACCUUUUAAAGUGAUUUGAUGAAAUAAUGUAUUACUUAUGGUGAGUAUACAAUAUAAUCUAAGACCUACAUUACAUUUUAUGUUUGGUUUAAUAUUUUAGCUUUUUUAUCUCUUGGCAAUAUAGAGGUUUGAAUUAUGGAAGCAGUCAUAGGAUAGGUGCGAUCAAAGUUGUGCAUUACUACAAUGCUCAUUGUGGUAUCCCAGAAUUUCUGUCACACAGGAUCAUGUUAGAAUUGUCAGCAUGUUAUGAGUACAUGUGUGCGUGCCCCAUAUUUUACAUUCAGACGUCCAAUAAACAUGUUAGGAAAUAAGCAUUUAUUAGCCAUGACACUAAAACUGUAUGGAUUAUAUUUUGUAACUUACUUGAAGCAGAGUUUGCACGUCACAUAUUUGUGGUUACAAACACACAUUCAUGCACAUAAAGAGUGACUUUUAUUUAAAGGGAAAAAAGUGAGAAAAUUACAAAGGAAUUCUCUGUUACAGAACACCAAGUAGCUCAAACUGUCAAUUAUCUGUCAAAUACUAUAGGGUAAUAACCAAAAAACAAACUACACCUUGUAUAAACAUUAUUUGGAGGGGCUUAAACUUCUGACCAUGAGAGUUUUGGGCCUUAAUCUAUCAAAUGCUUUAACCGGUUUUCCACAGAGAUUAGUAAUCAUUAUUAGGAUAUUAUGUUACAUGAGGUAAUACGAUCUUCAUUUCUCGAUAUAUCCAUAUUCACCUAUACAAAACAACAUGUACAGGAAGAAUAAAGGAAUGCAAUUUUGCAAAAAAAAAAUCAAAUAAUAAAAUACAUGGUUAUUAAAAUCUAAAUCACUUUGUUGAUUGAUAUUCUUAGAAACAGGAAAAUAAAAAAAGUUAGCAGAAAUAGUUCAGUACUAUAUAAAUCUGGUUCAGUUCUGACAAUACCGAGUUACACACAUAAUCCUGACCCUGCUUUUAUCAGCUAAGGUAAACCAUUUGCUCUUGGGAGAGAUGUAUAGUUAGUUAACGUUUGUUACGUUAAAACACAUGCAUCAGUGCUUCCUUUAAAUUUAUUUGUAAAAGUGUUACGGUCUCCUUAAACUAGCAAAAUAUAGUGUUGAACGAAAAUGUGCUAAAGGGAUUUGAAGUGAGCCUUAAUGCAUUACAUUUUUUUGUAAUGUGUUUUUUAAUGGAUUAACAAGGAAAGAACAAAAAUACACCUUUAAAGUUCUUUCUGCUUCUGCAAAUAUACAGCAAGCAGAAUCACCAGACCGAACCCAUUCCAGAAGAGGCUCCACCAAUAAGGAGCCUUCAUUCCUGUUCUGUUUUUUUAUAUAUCAUAAAGCCCGAUGCUUCUCCAGCAAGUGUUUAUAAUAAUGUUCGGCCUUAUACUAGUUCCACUUAGUCUGAACUGUACUGCAGAUAUCUUGUUUACAGUACCCAUCACAGUGUUGUGCAGAAAUCUCACGAGCCGCAGUAUGCUGGUGAGUGUGAUUGUUGCUUGGGUCGUUUCUUGCCUAGGAUGCCCACAUUCUAUCACAAAAAAAAAAAAAAAAAAUCCUCCUUUGUUGUAUCUUGGAGGCAGGCUUGCAGCUACAGUCACUUUUACUAAUUGCUGUAAAUUAACUUGUUAUCGUGUCUUCAGUGACCAUUUAACCUCUUUGUAUUUUAGCACUGUAAAUAGCAAGGUCAAAUUAACAUUGGGUUCUUGCAAGACCCUACAGUGAAUGCACAGUCUUUUGUUUACCUCCUGUCUACAAGGGGAUGAUGACAGCUGAGAGUUGAAUAAAUGGAGAAAAAGCUUUUUACUAAUAUACUUGAGAUAAUAAUUCUAUUAUUAGCGAAAUUUGAAUCUAUCCUUCAAAAAGGCAAAACAAAAGGUGCAAAUUGACAUCUUUCUUCUCCCUUGGAGAGAGACAAUAUCAGCCUGUCAUCAAAUCUUCCACCAUGCGUCAGCUUACUGCUCUCAGCACAUGAGCUAACCCUGCAUAGCACUGCUUCACUCAGGCAACCUGACGGGAGUUCCUGUUUAGAAACUCCCAGCUCUCUAGCAUUAGUGGAGUAGUAACAUAGAAACAUAGACUGUGACGACAGAUAAGAACCAUUCGGCCCAUCUAGUCUGCCCAAUUUUCUAAAUACUUUCAUUAGUCCCUGGCCUUAUCUUAUCCCACGCAUGCUUAAACUCCUUUACUGUGUUAACCUCUACCACUUCAACGGGAAGGCUAUUCCAUGCAUCCACUACCCUCUCAGUAAAGUAAUACUUCCUGAUAUUAGUUUUAAACCUUUGCCCCUCUAAUUUAAGACUAUGUCCUCUUGUUGUGGUAGUUUUUCUUCUUUUAAAUAUAGUCUCCUCCUUUACUGUGUUUAUUCCCUUUAUGUAUUUAAAUGUUUCUAUCAUAUCCCCCCUUUCCUCCAAGCUAUACAUGUUAAGGAAGGGAGUGGAAAAUUCACCAAACCUGAAAGACUUUACGUAAAGGGAAACUGGAGUAAAUAUAACCCCCCAUUUUUGUAAUGCAUUAAAAAUAAUACAGAAAAAGAACAAUUUGAAGUGAUUAUAGUGCUUUAAAACAGAGCAUUUAUUUGAACCACAAAAUGUAAUACUUACACACAUUUGCAGUUUGUAUUUGUUAUCAACCGUUAAUAAACUGAUUUAUAUGAGCUGCGCGUCUACAGACGUGGUGGAUGUUGAAUACGGCACCAGCAGUACUGUAUGGGUUAGGGAACUUAAUAAGUAGCUGUCUUACAUUAAAUAUAAUUAAAAAAAAGUCUGGCCCUUUCCAUAAUGACUACAUGACUCCUGUUUUUUUUUUUUUUUUUUAACGAUUUAAUCCACACUGUUAGACAUUCAUGGUUGGUGACAACAUUUUCUCCCAACCAAACUCACAUCCCCUUUCUUUGUCGGUAAAUGUUAUUUUAUAAAAUAAACUAUUUUAGCAUGUAAUUUAUGCACGUGAAAUCAAUUUAAAGCUAGUGUUAGCAUUUGUCAAACUAAAUUUAAAAAAAAAAAUACAUAUCUAUAUGUAUGUAUAACUAUGCACGUGUGUAUUUAUAAAAAAAAAACGGGGUAUUGUAUUUUUUAGUGCUUAGUUCAUAAAAUUCAUUCAACUAUGCUAUAUGAAGAGUGGCAGUCCAGGUAUUCAAAAGCCUUUCAUCUUCUGAAACCGAAUACAAUGUUUACCAGGGGUGUCUGUCAACCUGAAUUCACCUUUGGGAUAUGAAUUGCAAUGCUCUUUCAUUGAUUAGCAAAGUGUCAGAUGUAAGUGUGUUGGUCUGCUGUAUUGAGCUCCAGAAUACACUUACAAUUAGUCUAUAAAAUAAUAGUAAUUGUAAUACUAUUAAGUAUUUAUUCUAUUUAGCAUUAAAUACUGAAUAGCUAUUGAAAUACAAUAUAUAAAAAAAAAAAGAACGGAACAAUUAAAGGACCACUAUAGUGCCCUGCUGUUUUCAGUUUACACUCGGCCCAGUUUCCUGUGAGGAGGGCUAUGUACAGUCCACUGCUGGACUCUAUCAGAAAUAGACAGAAUAGUUCCGGCCAAGUUGUGUAUUCAGUGUAUGCACACAAUGUGAAAAAAAAUUUGUAUAGGCGAACCAAAAAUGAGAUGCCUUUCUGCCAUAUUAACAGCUUUGAUGAGUUCUCUCUACAAAUGGCGGCUAUUAUUAUUUUAUUAUUUAUAUAGUGCCAGCAAAUUCCGUACAGCUGUACAAUGGGGUAGGUAUGAGCCAGUUUCAGAGUUGAAAUUUAAUGCAAGGAAUGCUUUGCACCAUUUCAUUGUCAAUCAUGCAAACUUGUUAUCUUGCUUUGACUGACUUUGUAAUAAUGUGUCAACAGGCAAAUAAAAUGUAUGCAUAUAUUUAAUAACGAAUAUAUAUGUCGGAAAUCGCAAAGAAUAAUUUUUUUCUUUCAUUCGAUGAUAGUUGCCAAGAGUACAUAAAGGGUUACGGAAUAUAGUGUAAGAGACCAUCAUUGUAAAUAUUUACAUUUUCUGAUUGGCCCUGGCUUUGUAACGAGUUAAUAGAUUCUUCAGACAUGUUUUACUUUAUCUUAUUCCACCAGGAGAUCGUAAUAUAGUGUGUGAAACUUUUCACAAUUUAACUUGAAGUCCGUCCGUUCGCUUGUUAGUUUAUAUUGGCAGGAGGCAGGCUUGGCUUUCAUAAAUGUGCUGAUUUUUCCAUGUUGUUGUUGUUAGAGUGUUGAAAUGAAAUGUAAAAUUGAAACAUUUUGCUCAGAAUGCUUUCCAGCUAACUGAAAGCUUGGUUUGCUUUUGAGAAUAAGAGAGGAAGUCCGGCUGUGUAGUUCUUUGGAAUUCACCUCUUUCUUUUUUUCUUUUAAUGUUAUUUUAUCCUGCGAUCGCCCUGGUAUUCGGAGUUUCUCAUAUUUUGGAUUUUGCUAAUCUCUCGUCAGGGUACUGUAACAAUAUUAAAUAAAUAGUGAAGUAAAUGUCUGCCACUUCGAAAUGUCUCUUGUGGUCAUAUGAUUGUACAAGAUAUGAAAGAGUAUGUUUUCAGCAGGCACUUUUGGUUAGUGGAUUUUAGAGUGAUAUUUAUCCACCGGAGAGACUAGCUAUGAAACGGUACAGACUAAUGUUAUCUCAAGGGGGGAACGGCCUCUUAAUUGUUUAGUGCAGUAAUAGAAAUAUAUAAAUUGCCUGCUGAUGUACUGUUUAGUAGGUCUGCGGAAUGCUCUCCCUAACUAGGAAGAGACAUCCAGUCAGGAGUGUAUGUAGUGCCAGUUUUUAUCCCACAAAUUCCUUGCCAGCAGUUUUUUUUUUUGGAGGUUGAGUGGUCUACCUGGCGCGGUUUCCCUCAUAACAUAGGAUUAGUGGAGCUGCUCUGUAAACUGAUAUGAGCCAUACUGUGACAGCAUUCUGCUUACACGAUUAACGGCCCUGAGGGUCUGUCUUAGAGUUGCAGUGAUUUUUACAAAUUGCUGCAGUUCUUAGCUGCUUUGAAAGCUGAGAGUGAGUGCAAGAUAAUCUGUGCACCAGCCGUUAAAGUAUGCACAAUUGUGAUGUUGCUUAGAGUGACUCUUUAAACAUAAGCAAGCAAAAUCCUUUUAAAGGAGCUCUCAAGCACAGAUUACUCUCUUCAUAUUGUCUGUGUAUUAAACAUAGGUGCAAUUUCAUACCCACCAGCAUCGGCGUCCAGUGAAGCAGUAAAAGGAGGUAUGCGAAUGAAGCAAAUAGUCACUAUAUAUAGGGUGAGGUAGAGGCAAAAAAUGCCUACAAAAUUCAAAAUAUAAACAAAGAACAAGUUAGACCUGUGCUGCAGAUACUCCACACUGAAGUCCCAACAGUGUAUAUACAACCAAAAAACAAACACAAGUCCUGCACAUCCAGUAUAGGUGUGCACACCCAGGUGCUACCACAAUUUAUUUGAGGACAAAGUUAAAACAGCAAACGUUUCGAGCAGCAGCCCUUUCUCAAUGCUAAUGUGUCAACAGGCAAAUAAUGGACAUUAGCAUUGAGAAAGGGCUGCUGCUCAAAACGUUUGCUGUUUUAACUUUGUCCUCAAAUAAAUUGUGGUAGCACCUGGGCGUGCACACCUAUACUGGAUGCGCAGGACUCAUGUUUGUUUUUUGGUUGAAGCAAAUAGUCACUGAAGACUCCCAAAUGAGGUAGACCCACUCAGAAAGGGUGCAAAAAGGAAACAGAGAAUGCAUGCCAAUCAUGCAGGAGAGCCCACAUAGCACAGACCAUGCAUAAAGCACUGUUGUAGCGCUCCUUGAAUGGUCCUAGUGCACUGAGUGUAUCACGAGCGCAUAUAAUGACGCACUUUCACUCACACUAUGGUUUUUGAUGACAGAUCGAUAGUGCACCAAGGAACAACCAGGAUGACGAUAUAGAACCCUGAAAUCGGGAGGUAAUUGCUGAAAUUGGAACUGCUGGGAUUCCUGCAAUUUUAGUGUGUGUAGUGGACAUACAUGUGCUAAUGUAGUACUGACUGUAAUGUGUCUUUAUUGCUUCAAGUCCCAGGGCUAUGAUCAUCCUCCAGUGAUAGUCUCCCAAACCAGAACUUAAUUGAGAUUAUGAGAUUUUAAAAUCAAUCCAAAGUCUCAAUGUGACUAUGAGCUGUUUGCACAAAUGAUUGAAUGAAAAGCUGGUUCUUCCUAUUCCCUGCAAGGAUGGUUUCCCCCUUCCAACAACUGGAUUGUAUAGAUCAUAUAUUAUACAUGCCAGAUAUUAGCAUUUGAUCUCAAUGAUCAGACACUUGUGGACUCUAGGCAUUUUGUUGGCUGCGGCCCUGCUCUGCAUUCUCAGAGGGCAUGAAUGUAUAUACCCUUUAUAUUAUCUGCUCGACCCACUUCAGUCUGGUUUCCACUCUCAGCACUCUGUGGAAACGGCUCUGACCAAAGUAUCAAACGAUCUACUUGCUGCAAAAUCUCAUGGUCACUACUCUAUCCUAGCUCUCCUUGACCUUUCCACUGCUUUUGAUACAGCUUCUUCUCAUCCUCUGUAAUCUCAGUCUACAAGAUAUUGCUCUCUCCUGGUGCUCCUCCUACCACACCCAGCGCUCUUUUAGUGUCUCUUUAUCUGCCUCUUCCUACCAACUUCUCUCUGUUGGCGGCCCCCAAGGUUCAGUCUUUGGUCCCCUACUGUUCUCGAUCUAGACUGCCUCCCUUGGUAAACUUAUCAGCUCCUUUGGCUUACAAUAUCAAUUCUAUGUGGAUGACACACAAAUCUAUCUGUCCUCCCCUAAUCUCUUCCAGCCUCUCUUGACUAGUGUCUCUGAUUGCCUCUCUGCUAUUUCUAACUGGAUGGCUACCCACUUCCUUAAGCUCAACUUGUCCAAAACAGAACUUCUGGUCUUUCCUCCCUCAAGUGUUGCUACCCCCGUUUCUGUCUCCCUCCACCUUAAUAGUGCUACCAUCAGCUCCACCACACAGGUUUGUUGCCUAGGUGUUUUCUUCUCCGACCUCUCCUCCACCCCUCAUGUCCAGUUGAUCGCCAAACCCAGCUGCUUUCAUCUUAAAAACAUUGCGCGCAUCCGCCCCUACUUAACGCCAGAUGCGGCUACGGUGAUGGUCCAUGCCACUGUCAUUUCUCACCUUGACUACUGCAAUCCACUUCUCUGUGGUCGUACAUGUUUCCAACUUGCCCCACUGCAGUCUAUAAUGAAUGCGUCAGCGAGUAUCUUCCUGUCCUGCCCGCACCUCCCACGCCUCACCCCUCUCAGUCCCUGCAUUGGCUUCCCGUAAGAUAUAGGGCUCAAUAUAAAAUUCUGGUUCUUGCUUUCAAAUCUCUACAUAAUGCUACUCCCACCUAUCUAUCCUCCGUAAUACACACAAGUCUCGUCUAGUCCCCUACGCUCUGCCGAAGACCUGCGUCUAUCCUCUGUUCGUACUCCCACCUUUGAUGCUCGCCUUCAAGACUUCUCUAGGGCUGCACCGUUCCUGUGGAACUCCCUCCCCUUUUCCGUUAGAUGCUCACCUAGUCUCCACUCCUUAAAAAAAAAAAGCAUAUAAAUUAAACUGUUAAUGGCUCCAAAACCCCAGACUAAGUCUUUUAAUUGAAUACUAUUCUACCAAUCUACUUCCCUAAUACUUCCCUUACCUUUUAUGUCAUUUUACCCCACUCCCUCUAGCAUGUAAGCUCAUUGAGCAGGGCCCUCAACCCCUCUGUUCCUGUGCGUCAAACAUGUUAACAAUUACAUGUUUGUUAAUCCACCCAUUGUAAAGCGCUGCGGAAUUUGUUGGCGCUAUAUAAAUAUAAUAAUAAUUAUAAUACCCAUAGCAACUGUCAUAAUUGGUAUUAAGACUAUUGUUUCAGUAUAUUUUUUAGCAUUUGGCUAUUACAAUGUGUAUGUAAAAUGUCAUGUGAAGUGGCACCUUGUGUAUAUUAGGUGUUAAAAAUAAGAAAAUACUACAUCAUUAUUCAUGAUGAUUUAAAUAAACAAAAAAAAUGGUUUUAGCCCCAGUGUAUGCCUAUUACAUAUAUUGUGUCCACAUUUCUGCUUCUUAUCUUAUUUGUGAGCUGUUGCUAAUGCAAUCAUUAUUUUUAUUUCUGCAGGCCUCCAGACUUUUUAAUGAAAUAACGUAUGCAGAAGAUGCCCAGUUGUCAACGAAAAAUACCAAGGAUAAACAACGUCAAAAACCAGGCGCUACACAAUUCCUGUUCUAGACCUCAGUUAAUGUUUAUUAAAAUGCAAGCAUUUUGUGUUAAUAAAAUUUUGAAUAUGUCUAUUUGUUGUCAAGAACAUUUACUUUCCAUUCGUGAUUGAUGUUUUGGAUCCUUGAUUAACACUUUGCACAGAGGAAAUCAGCUCAUAAUUACCGACCUUCUCAAUGAGGACUUGCAUAACUACUUGUUCUGCAAUGACAAAAAAAGGUUUUGAUCUGUUUAUUAACACAAAG
Molecule: messenger RNA, 72641 nt
Organism: Pelobates cultripes (western spadefoot toad)
Lineage: Eukaryota; Metazoa; Chordata; Amphibia; Anura; Pelobatidae
Source: the annotation of a GenBank genome assembly